CAGAGCUGGAGGGAAGGAAGGAGUGAGAGAGAGAGGGAGAAGGGAAAAAAGGAGAGAGAGAGAGAGAGAAGGAGGGAAAGAGACACACAAGGAGGGAGUGAAAGGGGGGCAGGAUCCUUCCUCCUGUUUGUUUUAGGGAUCACUAGCUGGAAGAAAGGAGAGGAGGGCAGUGAGAGCACAGAGCUGGAUCCAGGGGCAGCAGGCAGAGCACAGAGCUGGAUCCAGGGGCAGCAGAUCCAGGGGCAGCAGGCAGAGCACAGAGCUGGAUCCAGGGGCAGCAGAUCCAGGGGCAGCAGACAGAGCACAGAGCUGGAUCCUGGGGCAGCAGAUCCAGGGGCAGCAGGCAGAGCACAGAGCUGGAUCCAGGGGCAGUAGGCAGAGCACAGAGCUGGACCCAGGGGCAGCAGAUCCAGGGGCAGCAGGCAGAGCACAGAGCUGGAUCCUGGGGCAGUAGGCAGAGCACAGAGCUGGACCCAGGGGCAGCAGAUCCGGGGGCAGCAGGCAGAGCACAGAGCUGGAUCCAGGGGCAGCAGGCAGAGCACACACAGAGACACACUGCAUGGACUGACCCCCCUCUCCCAUUACACUCCCAUCACCCACCAGUCCUGCUCAGGAUGCCCUGUCCUGUGUGGGUAAUACUAGCCCUGCUGCUCGCCCCUGGCUCAGGUAGGCCCAGCAGGGCUUCCUCUCCGGCCCCCUGCCCGGUGCCCUGCCGCUGUGACUGGGAAGGAGGGGUGGAUUGCUCGGGGAGAGGACUGAUCGCAGUGCCGGAGGGAGUCAGCGCCUUCACCAAUUCCCUGUAAGUAAUGCAGCAAAGGGGGGACAAUGGCUCCAUUCUGGGGCAAAGUUCGGAAAGUGGAGCAGUAACCAUGGAAACUGGCAGAACUUUACCCAGAAUUAGUCUGGGAUCCACAAAGCCCCAGUCAGUGUGCUCUCCUGUGAUAGACAAACACCAGCACUUGGUAACCUUUUAGGAGAGACAUUAACAAUGUAACAAUAAAUCAGAUAUUUAUUUAUAGUGUGUGUAUAAUCUCCCAGCUCACUUGUGGUUAGAUCACCUGGCUAUAAGAAGUUUUGCUGGUUUCACAUUGUAUAGAAAGCACACUCCUAUUGCAGUAUGUUUACAUUGCUGACAUUACUGUGUGAUAACCACACUCCUGCAUUGCCUUGUUUACAUGUAUGUAUCAUUGGAGGUAACCACACACUCCUGCAGUGCCUUGUUUACAUGUAUGUAUCAUUGGAGGUAACCACACACUCCUGCAUUGCCUUGUUUACAUGUAUGUAUCAUUGGAGGUAACCACACACUCCUGCAUUGCCUUGUUUACAUGUAUGUAUCAUUGGAGGUAACCACACACUCCUGCAUUGCCUUGUUUACAUGUACGUAUCAUUUAUUAGUAUUAUCGCCAUUUAUAUAGCGCCAACAGAUACCGUAGCGCUUUACAAUACUAUUAGAGGGGGGAUGUGCUUCGUGUGUAUAUCUUCUAUUUGUAUACUGUAUAUCUACCACACUCCCCAGGUGCAUACUGCUUAAAUUUUUUACAUAUAUCUGCUGUAACCACACUUCUGUAGUGCAAUCAUUGUUUAUUUUUCUCCUGUGUUACUGUAUAACUAUAGCCAGACUCCUGCAGUUUAAUAAUUCAGGCCUCAAUAAAAGUUUUGACAUAUAGACGUGUGUGUGUGUGUGUGUGUGUGUGUGUGUGUGUGUAUAUAUCUACUUGGUAGCUCAAUAUUGUUUUAAUAAACCAUUAUUGUAUGUAAUAACUUGCAUGACUCACCACUAGUUGUCUGUAAAUAUUUAUGCUCCUUGUGUUUUACAAUAACAAUUAAUGAGUCAAACGGUGAUAGUUGCAGAGGUUGUUAUUUUUGCCUAUUUAGAAAACUCUUUAAAUUUAUUUAUUUUUUUGUGGGUUUUUAAGUUCUUGUGUUUCGAAGCUGAUUUGUGAUCGUUGGUUUUUUUUUGUUUUUUUUUGAGGUUUUGAUGCAUAGUGGAUGAAUGCACCCUUUGAAUGGGCAGAUUAAUUUUUGUAUCUUCUUCAGACUUGCUCAGCAUGUUUCUCUGUGUGUGUGUGUGCUAUCUAAUCUUUGCUGUGGUAGAUAUGGUGUUUAGACUGUACCCUUGAGGUACUUGACCAUUUGGUGGGUAACUUAUUUAUAAAAUAUUUUAGCACCAAGGAUACAUUGAGAUUUCUCUCUUGUUUUCAAGUAUGUCCUGGGUUAUGGACAUGUUAGAUGUUUUGUCAGCUAUUAAGGUAUUCUAUUUAAUAUACAAUAGCAAUGUGUACCCCAUCAGUGCCAGAGGUUGAACAAGGCACUAUUCAGUGCCCUCAAUGUAUGUUAAUAUUGUUUACUUUACUCUUCUACAAAACAUUGACUAAAUUAUAUAGAUAUAUUUCAUUUUAUAAGUAUAUGUUGACUUUGUGUGAUCCAUUCUAUCUCUGUGACAAACAUUUCAUCCUGGAUAAAACUGGAGUGGUGCCCUCUUUAAAAUCCCUGAGAAAUUGGCAUUUUUGGGGAAUAUGUGGCACUGAAUGGGUAACCGAGACUUUGAGCUUUCACUUCUGCAACGUUGCAGCCAUUUACUCAUGUAGAAUAUUUCCUUGUGUUUUUUGUGAACCGCUUAUUUUAACCAUUUAUGCACUAAAGUUCCUUCUGGCACAUCUUGGGUUAACAAGAAAAUUAGUAAUGUAUUUGUCUAGCCCUCAAGUGUUUAAGUAGUUUAAUGCUUGAUACAUUGGGGUGUUUAGUGAUCUUCCUGCCUUUUCCUGGUGUGUGUAAUUUAAUUGUACAGAAUGGAAGAGUAUGUUGGUAGUAUUAUACGUUGGUGAUGAAUAAUUUAAUAAUGGAAUAAUUUAUGUACCACUAAGUCUGAAUUACUCAUCAUUCCUGACAUGCAAAAUGGUGUGUGUAGUAAUGUUCCGUCCUUUUUAUGGAGAUAGAUAGUUACUGUAUAUAAAUCUCUUACGAGUAUAUUUACUAAACUGGGAACUGCAGGGAAUUCCAAACUUAAGGCACAAUUAGAUGAUUUGGGAACAUUCUCAGGCUCUGUUGUUCCAGCUCAACUAAUUUUCCUGAAACUUGCUAUUCCCUUUGUUCUGAACAAUUCCAGGUCUAGUGAAUGGAUAUGUAGCAUUUUUCAAUGAAAUAUAUUGCUGAUAAUAAAACCAAUUUGACAGAUUAGAUACAUUUUUAGCAUCAUACGUUACUUAUCAGGGCUUUAAGAAUGUCUGUUCGUGUCUGUAAAGUUGCAUUGUCUUUGUGCAUUGGAACUGGACAGUGGAAAAGAAAUUAAAUUUUUGCAUUCUCAAACCGUCUCCAAACUCACUUUUUUUUUUUUUUUGAUUAUAAAAGUGUGUGUGUGUGUGUGUAUAUGUAAAAAAUAAAUAAAAUUUACCCCUUAAGGACUGAGCCAAAUGUACACGUUGUGAACAAAACCUGGCAUAUGUGCUACAUGUCUGUUUAACCGUAAUUCACCUCUUUCAUAUUAAAUGCACCCACCCUUAUUAUAUAUAUAAUUUUAUUCAGGGGAAACAGGGUUUUCAUUUAACAUCAAAUAUUUAGCUAUGAAACAUAAUUUAAUAUGAAAAAAUGGGAGAAAAUAAGAAAUUUUUUUUUUAGUUCUACAUGACAUUUUAACUGUCAAUGUCAUAAUACUGUUUGCUUUUACUGCAAUAAAAUACACAUUUGUAUUCAGCAAAGUCUCACGUGUAAAACAGUACCCCCUAUGUACAGGUUUUAUGGUGUUUUGGGAAGUUACAGGGUCAAAUAUUGCAUGUUACGUUUGAAAUUGAAAUUCGCCAGAUUGGUUACGUUGCCUUUGAGACUGUAUAGUAGCCCAGGAAUGAAAUUUACACCCAUAAUGACAUACCAUUUGCAAUAGUAGACAACCCAAGGUAUUGCAAAUGGGGUAUGUCCAGUCUUUUUUAGUAGCCAUUUGGUCGCAAACACUGGCCAAAGUUAGCGUUAGUAUUUGUUUGUGUGUGAAAAAUGCAAAAAACGUCACUUUUACUGGCGAUGUCAUCUUUAUAAUACAUUUUACUGUUUUGAAACACUAAUAUUUGUGUUCAGCGAAGUCUCCCGAGUAAAACAGUACCCCCUAUGUACAGGUUUUAUGGUGUCUUGGAAAGAUAUAGGGUUAAAUAUAGUGCUAGCAAAUUAAAUUCCCUAUACUUUCGGCAUGGGUUGUCAGGCAGGUCCCGCUAAUUGUAAUGAAUUAAAAUACCUAAUUAUGUAAAAAAUAUUACAUAAAUAUAUAUGUAGAAUUAAUAUGUGUAUGUGUGUAUGUAUGUGUAUAUAUAUGUGUAUAUAUAUAUAUAUAUAUAUCUAUCUAUCUAUCUAUCUAUCUCUCUAUCUAUCUAGACAGUGUAUGUGUGUGUGUGUAUAUAUGUGUGUAUAUAUAUAUAUAUAUAUAUAUAUAUAUAUAUAUAUAUAUAUAUAUAUAAAAUUAUUAUUAUUUUUUACACAGAUUUUAAUUAGAUUUCCAGACAGCAUGGGGAAUAACUGUCAUUACAGGCAGUCUCCCUGCUGGCAAUGCAGCAGCCAGCUAACCCGGCCAUGUGAUUGUGAGGUCCUCCAAGGACCUCACUCUCACAUGGCCGGGGGGAGGGGGCGGCAGAGGAGGCAGGAUCCUCCCUGGGGGGACUCUGCGGCGUUUAGAGCCGCUUAGAAUAGGGCGUAGUAGUACGCCCUCCGGUUUUAAGGGGUUAAAUAAAAAAUAGCUUAUUGACUCUCCUCUGUUUAUUUACUUUUUCUGGCUAUUCUCAGCCAAUCUGCACCUUUCACGGCACAUCUUCUGCUAUUUAGGACACCCCACUCCCCUCCUCUAACAUCAGUUCUUUUAAGUGUUAAAUGCUAUCAGAUUGAUCAGUAUUGCUUCAGACUUGAGGAAGAGCGGAAAACUCUUUAAAGCUUGUCUUUGAAAUAUUAUGUUGAUCCAAUAAAAAAAGGUAUCAUUGCACACUGCAAUACUCUGGUAUCUACUGGCCUAAUAUGGCUAAUCCAAUCUACACUAGAUGUGUGUGUAUGUGUAUAUCCUUAUUACACAGUGCGUUAUUGCAUAUGCUGAACUAUUUUUAUUUUUCUGUUGGCUGUCUUGGUUUAAGUAAUUUACACGAGUCAUAGAUACUUGCCAAAGCGUUCACAUUGAACCAUUGGAAUCAAUGCAAAUGUAUGUUUUCCAUAUUCCUCUUGCUUACAAUCUGCCUAAUUCUGGAAAGCUGUUUUUGAGCACUGAUGCUAAUUUUACUACAUGUAGCCUGCGAGAGUAUCUGGUUAGCUUGGCUUCCUUUUAAAAUGUCUUUGGGUAUAUUCAUGAGGUCAUUUCCGAUUUCAAGUCGUUGUCCCGGUGGGGUCCACUAUGUCGAAUUGCUUUUCUUUAGAAUUUUGUGAGUUGCAGUUCAUCAGAAGCUGUAAGUGUGUUUUUCACUUGGUAAAGGGGAACAUGUACCCCACGAGAUCGGAGAGCAGAUAAAUUGGUACACAACAUUUUCUUUUUCUCUAUUACAAUAAGCAAUAGGAGCUGGUCAAACCAAAUUCUAGGUUCGGACACAUCAUUUAAAAACUUUUUUUUUUUUUUCAUGUUUAGUUAGAUUGCAUUUGUUUAUUCUAGUGACCUUACACAUAUCCCCUUUAUAAACUUGGAUGGAAAAUGUUGGAUUGCAAAUUCCUUGGAGCACAGCAGUGAAUAAGAUAGUGACAUUAAUCUAGAAAGUUAUUUUUUUUUUUCUAUGAUAAACCUUUAUUUUACAUGUAGUUACAUAGCUGAAAAAACAUGCGUCGAUCGAGUUCAGCCUUUCCCACAUUUGUUUUUGCAGUUGAUCCAAAAGAAGGCAAAAAAAACCAACAGUUUGAAGCACUUCCAAAUUUGCAUCAAACUAGGAAAAAAAAUUAUUCUUGACCCUAGAAUUGCAGUCUGAUAUCUCCUUUACAAUUUUAUCAGCAGGACAACAGAAAAGGUGUUUUCAAUGCCAGGUCAGGAUUUACUUUUAGCCAUCUUAGAAUGAGAUAUGAACCCCACUUUACAAGUGUUUCAUUAGCUGCAUGACUCCUUCCCAAAGUUUAUUGUAAUAUCGUCUGUGCUACAGUUGUUGAUAUCUGGAAUCUCCUUCAUAUUACUGUAAUGAGCAAAGUGUGUCCGGCCUCUGUUGGUGUGUGGUCUAUGAUUGAGGUUUCCUACUUGGAGAUCUCUAUGGUUUGCUUUCUCUGUGUAGUAUUGCUUAUUAUUCUCUUACACCCUGAUACGCCAUGUUUGUACUUCCAAGGGUGCUGGUUAGUUUGCCCGGUAUUUAGGGCAUGAUCCACCCUGUUGUCACUAAGACGGUUUUUUGGCCUACGUGAAAAACAUCCGCUGCAAUAGAAAUAGACCUGGUGUAAUGAUAAAUGUGUCGUUUUUUUUUUAACCUUGUAUAUUUUGGAGAUUGUACUGACACGGUUGAUCAGAAUUGUGAUGGAGGAAUUUAAAAGUAAACAAACAAGCAGAAACAAGUCAGGCUAUUUAGAAUGUUACAUAUUACUUCUUACAGUGUAUUCAAACAUCACAGAGCCAGAAAACCUCAUCUUGUGUUUGUAGUACUUUGAAAUGUAUAUAUUUUUGAUUUUGUAGUAUAAUUGUUCUCAGUCAUGUUUUAUGAUACAGCUUAUGUUUCUCUUUUCUUUUUUUGUAGUUUGUUUUUCUUAUUUAAACCCCUCCCCAUGACUUUAUAGCAUAAACAGUAAAUACAGUAAAUAUUACCGUAGGACUGGAAACACUUACAGUAUAUAAAAUUAUUGGCAAUCCAACCCUGUCUUAAAUCUCGCACCCUAAAUCUUGGAGAGAGCGCUGUGCAAGAUUAAGUGCAGUAUCGGGAGGUCUGUAGUUCACCACCACUGUUUAUAGGUAUCAGAAAGCGUUUAAUAAUGAGUAAGAGUAUCUGUUUAUAAAACACUAUUUGUUUUGUAUAUAUUUAACUUAUUAGUUUUGCUUGUGUGAGUAAACAAUACAGUAAUUUACUAAAAUAUCAUUGACCAUUAUCUUACAAUACUUUCUGAGAUACAGCAUCCAAUUUAGUGACCAUGAAAUCGCUGAACUGAAGAGAGAUGCUCGUAUGUGCACCCUCUCAUAAAAUGCUUAUUGACAUAUGUAAAAAGUUUUAAAUAUUCUUUUGCCCUUUAUGGUCAAGUCGUGAUGUGUGCACCCAUUGUACAGCGCUGCAGAACUUGUUGGCGCUUUUAUGAAUAAUACAAUAAUUCUCUAAAAAACAAUAUAUGAGACUUCCAGCUUGUGUAAUGGCAGUAGUUAGCACUGUCCGAUAAACCGAGCCGUCCGCGUGGUACUUAGCAGCAAGCAGAUGUCAUUUAAAAUGCAGUAGGUCCUUAAGGAGUUAAUUUGACAAGAUUCUGAUAUUUGUGUUAUGAGUCCUCAAACUUUUUAUUUAUUUUUUUUGUGUGAAACUUAACCAUGGGGGGGGAGGGCUGCUGCUACUAAGCCCUUAGAAAUACAUGUUUAUUAUUUUCUUGUCCUUUUUUUUUUUUUUUUCUUCCAGUCUGCCACUGGCUGAUAUUGGCACCUAUGUGUUGCAGACCUGUUUGGCAUGGGGUUGCUUCAUUCCUCUCUUUAGUGCGUGAGAUAUUUGCACAGACUGUGAAAUCCAAUCUAUGGCAAACCUGUGACUGCUUCCUUCUUUACUUCACAUUUCCCAUUCAAUGUCCUGCUACCUUUCCCACCAGCCACAAGUGUCACCUUUUGGUUUAUUACUUGCCUUUUGGCAUUUCUUUGAGCUCUUGUAAAUAAGGGGGGUAAUGGAGAUUUUGUCAAUUUUAUUUUUUUCUGGGGAAAAAAAACCUAAUCAAUCUGUCUAAGCUCUAAAAAGCAAGUCCUUUAUUCUCAUGUCGAAUUCACACUAUUUACUAAACCCAAAAUUGAAGUUUAUGAAGUGUAACUUGAUCCAUUCCUAUUGGGAUUACAUUCAGGAUUGUUCAUGUUGUUUUAACUUGUUUAAUGUAAAAUGGAAGUUGAAAUAUCAUCAAGAAGGUAUAUUUUACCGUUUCCCUUUUCUCCACUAUUUAGCUGCCUGCCGCUACAGACCUCAGCCUAGGCUGUAAUAAAUAAUUGCCCUCAGAAAUUGAUGGGAUAAAUAAUAUUUCCUGUCGUAAGUGACAGUACUGAAACAAGUGGAUAAGAAGAAGCCAUUAAUAAAAAUCUGUUUGUGUAUUGUUCUGUUCACUGUUUAGGGAGCCAGGCUAUAUUAAGCUCUUGGUAGAACCACAGGUUGUGCAUGAGUGGUCCUCAACAUGUCUCUUUCUCUCCUAAGAAGUGAGAGGACUUAGCCCAAGCUGUGUUGUGUGGGACAGACACCGCAUGCAUGGUUGCAAUUGGACAAUUUGGGGCACCUUACACCUUCAAGGCCUGGGCCCACCCCUCACUCUGCCCACAGGGUCCUCCCCUGAUUCUGUUUACAGAUUGUAUGUGUUGUGGAUGAUGUAAUUUGUGUUUGUGUAUGUGUAAGGGUGAAAGUGUGUGCGUUUAGUGGAUGCGUUGUAUGUGAUUAUUACGUUUUUUUUUUGUUUGUUUGUUUGUUUGUUUUUUUUCCUGUAUCCAGGGAGGGGAGCAUUCCCCGGUUGUCCGGUGGUAGUGUAGAUGCUCUUGAUUUUCCUUUCUGAUAAGUAAACGCACUUUUCACAAGUAAUCAGAGAGUUGUCAUGGUAACCGCAGCAAUGCUCUGAAAGCCGGGACUUACGAGAAUGAGAGGGGCUUCUGCAGAGGUGAAGGCUGAGAGCCUCUUGCCCACCGUGCUGGCCGGUAAAGACCCGGGGAGGGACAUCUUUAGUCUCCCUUACUCGGGGGUUUGUGUGUAUAUAUGAUAUAAGAAUCUCUGGGAUAUAUAUUGUGUGAGUGUGUGUGCAGAUAAACUAAAUAUCAAGUAUCACAACGCUUUCAUAAACAAUGAUAUAUUUUUCAGUUUAAACUGAUGGCUGUAAUAAAAAUCAAAUGGUACUUGCCCGUUAAAAAGGGUUGUUAGUGAAUGGCUUUUACUAGCGGCGGUAGAUCAUAAAGUCUUACUUCUCUGGAUAUGUUAUUGGCCAUUAUAAAGAAGCAUAAUUAUUAUACGGGUUAUUAUCUCUCUUUUGAACUGCACUUUAUAUCGUGGCACGCUUCUUCUUCAAAUGCAUGUGGGGGUGUCUCAAAAAGCUUCUUUUUAUCUUUUCCAACACCCACAUGGCAGGUGACAAUCAGUCGUUCAUGAAGGCACGAUCGGCUUUUUUCUUAUGAAGGAACGGUGAGAGGUAGCAAGGUUAAUCUGUGUAGCGCUUGCAUGCGUUUUUUUUUCUUUCUUUUAUUAUUCAUAGUUACACUUCGUGCAGAUAAUAUCCCACAAUGCACCACCUCUGUUAAAGAAAUAUGCAAUGAUUUUGUUGCUUAAAAGAGAACAGUAAGUUUUCUUGAUUUACACUAUUUAAUAAAAUAUUGAGGAUCGCUUAUAACUUGCGAUAUCUUUUAGUAGUUGACUUUACAAUCGAGUUUAAUCCUAUCCAAGGGUACAUAUUACAUGUGAGAAGGAGUAACAAACCGCACUGGUAUCGCUUGUUAUCAUGGUCUUGCCAUUAGAAAAUCAUUAGUGAUCAUUGUCGGGUAAGUAUAUUGUUCUGAUCAAUGUGUAUAUUAAAGGGGCAGUCUGUCCCUAUAUCUCAUAUAGUUGUUUUAACCUAUAUCUCAUAAAAAUUGUUUUCUAAUACUUUGUUACCUAACUGGGGCCCUCAGUCACCUCUGGUCUAACCUUCUUUUGUGAGUCUAAAGAGCGUGUUCUCCCAAGAUUGAUCUAUCCGUUUUUGUCCGUAUUUAGAUGUAACUUGCUGCAGCGUCAGGCAGUGACAAACUAAAACCUAUCUACUUAUUAAUAAACAACACCGUGUAGUGGUAACGUAAUAAAGUAUUAAGACUGCUCUUUUUAAAAUACCUGUAAACUUCAACAUGGCUUUUACAAUAACAACUUACCUAAACAUGUCUCUCAUGGCCGCCACUAUCUUGGUCUGGCACUUCAGCUGCUCGGAGCUGACGUCAUCGCUGUACUCUCAGGCAUGCGCCAAGGUUCCUGCCAAGAUCCUUCAUUGAACGAGCUUUAAUUCCAUCAAGUUGUCACUGGUGACGGCUGGGGGAACUGACGAGCUUGACACAAGGUACCUCUGUGUUGUGUCAAGCGUUGGAAAAAUGAGACAGAUGGUUUCCUUUACUACAUUUGUAUUCUGGAGAAGACUGUGUUUGAAUUUACAGAUUAUGUCUAUAAAGGUAAUCUUUAGCAUGUUAUGACAUAUACACAAUUUUAAAGGGACACUAUAACCACCAAAAAGACCUUUGCUUAAUGAAGCGGUUUAUGUGCAGAGAUUAUGUCUCUAAACUCUCACUGCUCAAUUCUCUGCCAUUUAGUUAAAUAACUUUUGUUUCUCUCCCUGCAGCCCUAGCCACACCAACCCUUACUGUGACUGACACAACCUGCAUGAAAAAAAGGUUUCAUUUUCAAUCGGAUGCUGACUAACUUUAGAUAUUUUUAACUCCUGCUCUUUAAAUUGAACUUGAAUCACACACAGGAGGCUUCUGCAAGGUCUAGCAAGCUACUAACCGUGCAGGAGAUACAAAAUUCUAAAUUAAACCGACUGUGCAGUAAAAGAAGUUAACAUUCGAUCUCACUUUACAAGAAGUGAGUGUUUAGGAAGGCUGUGCACGUUACAUGCAGGGAGGUGUGACUUAAGCUGCAAAUUUCUCCAGCAGAUAAAAUUACCACGUUUACGUGUGUGUGUGUGUGUGUUUUUUUUUUUGUUUUUUUUUGUCUGUAUAUAAAAAAUAAAAUUAUAUAAAUUUUUGUAUUUUUUUUUUUUUUGUAAUGCUUCCGUUGAGAUCUUUUUUGGGGGAGGAGGGAGGGGUAAAGCCACAAAGCAGAUUUCAGUUUUCAGAUCUGUGGGGUUUUUUUCCCCCCUCUUUGAGAAAUGUUUUUUAUGUGAACAGGUUGAUUUUUAUUGUUGGGUUUUACAGGGGCCUUUUCAGAUUGAUAACUUUAUGUUGACCAAGUAGUUAAUAUUUCACAGAAUAAUGAUGUGUCAGGGGUAGGAAAACUUUAAUUCCCAAGAGACGGUGGGGUUUACUUGUGUAGUAACAGGUAAAUAGUUGGGCUUUUAUAUUUAUUCUAAAGCAGAGUGUGUGUGUUUAUUAAAAAAAAAAAAAAAAAUAGUUUCUAAAAAAAUAAUAAACAAAAAUCAUUGCUCUUAGUUUCAUUGCUUCGGACUCUUUAAUAGAGGGUGUUCCUCACUGUAAUAUAUUCAUUAUAACACUAGCUUUGGGAUUCCUAAUAAAGACAAACAAGAAACUAAUUGACUGUGAAGGCUUAAUUUACAAAAUAAACUUUGCCAUAAAGUGAAGCCCAUGAGUUGAAAUAGUCCUCACAUGUGUACAGCAACAACGCAAACCUACAACCAUAACAUAGUCUAAUAUUACAUUUUGUUUUUAUUUAUUUUUAUGAGAAAUUACAAACCCACUUUUUUUUUUUUUUUUAGUUUAGUGGUCUCCACCCAGCAGACCCUUUAGUUACACUAUUCACCUUCCUCCGUACCCACACAGCCAUCUCUCAUAGAUGGCUUAGUGAGAGAUUUCCUUAGAAUAAUUAACUUCUCUGCCCUUUGGCCCUUGUCACAUUUAGUUUGUUUGGAGAAACAUUGUUGCUCAGUUAGCAUUUCCAAACAAGGCAGCGCCUGAAGCUGUCCUAGUGCGUGAUUUACGUUUUUGACAAAGUACGCUGGGCCUCACUGCUUCACAUAUACCUUCCAAAUCUUCCUGUAAAGUCCCUUUGUGAAGAAAAUACAACAAACAAAUCAAUUCUGGUAAAAUAUCUACCAGGAACAAACAUUGGAAAAAGCCAGCAAUCCGUUCCAAUCUGAUUAAUUAAUUUACAUCCAGUUGGAGAUUUUUGGGUUUCAUUCACUAACCGUCAAAUUAUUGUGAAUUGAAAGCUAAAUUGUAAAAUUUAGGUUAAAAUAUCCAAGCUAUGGCUAUAGUCCAACUGGAGAAUUUUUCCAAAUCCGCUACUUUAGCCUCCAUUUUGGAAAUUCUGUUUUCAGCUCGCGUUAAUUGCUGUGGCUGAGGUAUUUUCACACUGUUCGAGUCCCUAUCAAUAUGAUUAAUGACAGUUUACUGAUGUUCUGCAUCAGUACACGAAAUAAAAACCACGAAUGGAACCAUCUGUGUAGCGUAACCGAAUAUCUCAAAUCCCGUAAACCUCUGCAUGUUGCGCGGUAAUGUUCAGAUAUGAGGAAUGCAGAAAUGGAUUUCAUUUUCAAUGUUUGCACAUAUUUUUUUAUGCGUUGUAAGCGGUAGGUUUUUCUACUUUUCUUUUUCUUACAUACAUUGUUUUUUUUCAUGUUCCUUUUAUAUAUUGAAGAAAAACAACUUCACCUGAAGCCUUGUCACAGUUUAAAAAAAAUAAAUAAAAAAAAAAAGUGUGCCAAUAUACUGGAUCAUAAAAAAAAUAAUAAAAAUCUGUGCCCUACUCUGUCUUUUUGCAGCCUCUUGAUGAGCUCUGAGCGAGUAGCUUAGCAUUCCCCAGCCUAUGAGUGCUGUCCAAGGGACACCAUCUCCCCCUUUUAUGGUACAAAAAAAACAACUGAAGUGGUUAUGGUCCUUAGAGUGUCUCCUUAAAGUAAAUGUUACAGGUUUGCAAAACUAUAAAGGUGUAUAAAAUAAAACUCCUACCAAAAAGAGAAAAAAAAUUUAAAUUUUUUUUUUUAAUUCUUUUUUUUGUCUAUCUACACUAUUGCCAAAUGUGUUGACGCUGUACAAAAAUUAACAUGCAAACUGUAUUUCUUGAUACAGGCAAAAAAAUUGUGCUGCCAAAGUAUGAAGCAAUCAGUUGUGGGUACAGGCAGGCUAGAAUUUGUUUUGGACAAAAAGUUGUUGGUAGAAAUGGCAUCUUGGUAUCACUUUAAAAUUAAGAUGAAGGUAGUAUGCAUUUCUCGAGGAUGGAGCUUAUUCGGACAAUAUUACAAAGCUCACAGAGUUGGCUCGUUAUAUUACAUGGUCGUGUACACAGGUGUGUUUUGUCUGUGUGUUCAGGCACAAUGUUUUAGGGUGUGUUUUCGUUGAAGCAUUUCUGGCAUGUGUCUUUGGUUAUUGAUGAAGGUUUGCUUAUCGAAGGGCAGAUCUCUUAACAAAAGGGGACUUUAAGAAUAACAAAUGAACCAAUGUCCUUACAUUCUUACUGAGCUGAAACCAAUUCCUUAAUGUAUUUUGUCACUUAUUGUAUUUUGUCACUUAUUGUAUGUACAAUUAGAGACUUGUAUAUUGCAGUCUGGUAAAUGUAAUGCUGCGUGUUUUUGUAUUUAAGUAAAUGUUUUAUUUAUUAAGGAAUCUUCGUAUUAGUUUUAUAUAUUUAAUAAUUGUGCUGUUCCGCAUGUGUAUGAUACGUUAACAUAACAUUUCUAUGCAGGGGCAAUGUUUUCAUGCUCGUGCAUAUUAAUUUUAUUUUAGGGUUUUAUUCAGGAUUUUGAUGUGAAACCCAGUUUUGGAGUUUCUUAGAAUGAUCUAAUGUAGUUUAAAAAAACUUGCGUGAAAAACCACAUUAGGUUUUUUCUCUCUGGCUUUUUCAAAACUAUAGCAGUAAUAAUAAUUAAAAAAUAAUAAUUUUUUUAAACACUGUUAUUAGAUGGUAAACUCUGUGGAACAGUUUCAAGCUAUAAUUAAAAAAAAAAAAAAAAAAAAAGUAAGGGGGAAACUUCGUAUUUUCUGUGAAUUAAGGAGUCUUUCUUUGUUUUUUUUUCUCCUUCGUCUAUCAAACAGCACAUACAGAAGACUUGCAUUCCUGCAAUGAUUACUUAUUGAGCUCAUUAGCUGUUGGUGUUAAUCAGUUUCCAUCCCUGUUGUUCUCACAUCAGGAAGGUGAAGAAGAGUUGAAAAAAAAAAAAAAAACACCAAAAAAACUAAUAUAUACAGGUUUCUUUUUUAGUUUACCCCCCUCCUCUUAGGAAGGGCCAUAAAAUGUACUAUGGCACUUCCUUGAUUUAUAUCUUGCAGCCUCAUAUCUGUCACUCAUCCUGUAAAUUAACACUCAAGCAUCGUAGUGUCCCUGCAGCUGUUCAUGUACAGCAACUCAGAUUGCCCCCAGCCAUCCACCAGUGUUUGUAGGGGGGUUUGUAUUGAAAGCUAUUCCAUCAAAAAGAACGUUGUAUAAAUAAUUUACAACAUGAUUUAAUUUUUGAAGCCAAUAUAUUUUCAGACUGUCAUUGGUCCAAAAGUAGAUGGAUAUCAGCUUUGCAUGAAAUGCCGUAGGCAAUGCUGCUGUUGCUACUUUGUAAGGUGUGUGUGUGUGUGUGUGUGUGGAGGGGAGCAUUUUCUUUUCUUUAACUGAUUGCAUUAUGUAGUGGUCCCUUUUGUCUUUUCCUCUUUCUUUCUGUAUUCUAUUACUUCUGCUUCACUCAGAUGUGUAUGUGGGGUGGGGCGAUACUGGGUAAAUUAGUGAUGUUGUUGCCUGUACUUAAAGGGACACUAUAGACACCCAGACCACUUCAGCACACUGAAGUGGUCUGAGUAUAAUGUCCCAGUCCCCCUUAGUCCUGCAAUGUAAAUCAUGGCAGUUUUCUAGAGGACUAAGACUGCCUCUAGUGUCUAUCAAUGAGACCGGCACUAAAGACACUUGCUGCUUGCUAGGCAGGCUUGCUUUCCUACAGGGAUUUAACUGACAUUGGAUGUCCUCAUACUCUGCAUGAGGACAUCUAGUGUCGGUUAAAUCCCUAUAGGAAAGCAUUAAAGCAAUGCUUUUCUAUGGGGAGGGCCUUAAGUGUCCAUGCUGUGCAUGCGCAUUAGCCCCUCCACCCUGCUGUAUGACGGUGGAGGAGGCGGAGCACUAAGGGACAUCAGUGCUGGACAGGCAUGAGUACUUAAAGGUUUCUACAACCCUUUCAAUGCCAGGGAAGGGGUAGGGAGGGGGGUAGAGGGAGCUAUAGUGUAAGCAUUGUAUAGUGUAAGGUGCCCAAAAGGUAGAUCCCCAGAUGUUGUAGAACUACAAAUCCCAUGAUGCUUUGCAUGUUUUUAGAAUGCCUUCAGAAUGACAAAGCAUCAUGGAAGCUGUAGUUUUAAAACCUCUGAUCUAGUUUUUGGAAACCCCUGGGCCCCCUAGACUGUAAGCUCGUUUGAGCUGGGCCCUUAUCUACCUAUUGUUCCUGCGUCACUGUGUAAUUGUCUCAUUUAUUGUAAAUAUACCCCUUUCAUAAUAUUGUAAAGCGCUGCAGAAUUAACUAUAUAAAUACCAAUAAUAAUAAUAAGGAAUAGAACUUUGUAUUCCUUACACUAUAGGAUACAUUUAACCAGUUGGUGUCUAAAACCACCUUCCCCUUGUCCCAUUGUUUUCCAUUCACAUGCAUUACUUUAUCUGCCUGAUCAUCUUACCUGCUUGCACACUUGAUAACGAUUCCUCUUUGGAUCCAAGUGUUCUCGUUUGCUAUGCUGAUGUAAUAUUUUGAGUUAUGUGCCAGAAUAUUGUAAAAUUUAUGAUGCUUAGAUUAGGGUUGGAAUAGUAUUAACGAACUGCAAUCUUCUAGUGCAGCUAAUAAUAUACAUUUCUUUAACAAUUCAAUUUCUCAAUACCUGUUCACAUUACUGGAUGAGCACCGCCUAUAUUCAUAUAUUGCAACAUAUGGUAAUGUCUCUGCAUUAGAACUGGGAGAUUUAGGUUUUUUAUCUGUCAGACCACCAAACUAGUAAGUGUCCCUUGGCAGGUCACUGAACGAUCUAGAUAAAUAACCCAAUUCUAUAAUUGUACAGUUUUGCAGAAUGUUGGUGCUCUAUAAAUGAUGAUAUAAUAUGUGGCUGCAGUAAAUAUUAGGGAUUUAGAGGGCUCCGAUAUGACUGCCUCAGCAUAUGGUUCUCUUCUGACUUGAAUUCCAAAUCAGGGUUAUUUAUGAUCAAGCACUCUGUUUUUAAAGUAUACUGUGUUUUCACGUAAGGUGAUCUAUCACAGGUCAAAGUUGGUAUUCUGUCCUGCGAUGUGGUUUUUAUUAUUCAUUAGAACCAUUUCAUAAAUAAGUUGACACUAUUGGCUUCAGGACUUUUAUCCAGACCUCCCAAGUGUCCAUAUUUAGGAGGGACAUUUUUUUUUUAGGAGCUCCAUAUUGUUGCUGUGUCUGAGUGUAUAACAGAGCUCCACGGCAAUAAGACUCCCAGUAAUGUGUCUUUACACUAGAAAAAAAUGUGUUUAGAAACUAGUCUGUGUCAAUCAAAUAGUGUUCUUUUCCUAAACUACAUUUUAGUUGUUAGUAUAAAUUAUUUUAGUCCCCUAAAAUUUCUCAGAACAGUCCACCUUUGCCCUAACCCCUAGGAACACCUUUAAAAUGAAAGAAGUCCCUCUGUCCAUUUGAAACUGUCCAUUUGAAAUGUUGGUAGGUAUGCCUUUAACUGAGUCAAUAAAGCCUACAAAGUCUCUUGGCUGUUUGGGACUAAGGAAACAUGGUCAUCUUCAAAACCAGUUUUUCCCAUUACAUAGAUUCUCAAGUAAAACAAAGCUUUUUACCUCUUCAGAACUAUUUACAUACUGCAGGUACAAAGUCAGGACAUUCCACGUGGUACAUGAGGCAUGCCGCGCAUUAUCGAGACGAGAGAUCGUUUUGGAUUUCAGAAAACCCACUCUUUGUCUUAAUGGCUGUCUCUCAACCUCUGCUUCUGUGUACAGCUCUGUAACAUCUAUAUCUCUUGAGAUUUGUGUCUGUCAAUCAUCUUGGCUUCUGUGAAAGAGCAAACCGUGGGAUAGGAUCCUUACGGGGGAAAAAACCCCCCACAAAACUGUCCCUUAGCAUUUCAGUGAACUAAUAAGAUGCCCCAAGGGAUGAGGAGGAGAAAGCGAUAUUCAGGUAUUUGCUCCUUAAGUCCUGAAUUCGUCUUUUACCUGUGAUGUACAGUAAAAGGGAUUCAUUAGCAAAAACCAUGUGGCACAUAAACAAAGCGCCUUAUCUGAUCUUCUAAUUGUGUUAUUAAGAAUAUGGCAACAUUGUAUGUUUUAGCUAAAGGGUACUUCAAUCACCUAAGAGGCUAGAAUGCAUUAGUUAAAACCUUAUGCAAAAAAGUGCAGGUUUUUAGAAGAUUCCUAUGGGAAAGCAUUGGAUUGGCUGAGACCAUCAAUUGUGACGAUGUCAGUCAAGGAGGUGGAUCGGGGGCAGUGCCAGCAGCGGCAGACCUGCGCGGUGCUGGAAAGAAUGUAAGUUUAUGUUGUUUUUGUUUUUCAUUACCUUUUAAUGGCAAGCAACAUAAAUGGUGUUUUAACACUAUAUAGGGUCAGGAAUGCAUGUUUGUGUUGCUAACCUUAUUGUGUACGUUUAAUGCAAGCUCUCUUCUCCAUUGACUAAAAAUCAUGAAUGAGGUCCAAAAUCUGCAUGGUGCACCCACAAAGCAUCACCGGUGACACCCAUAAUGGGUCAGUCUGCCUAAGAAGGGAGCGUGCUCAACCACUGAAUGGGUGUGUCAACCUUACAUCCUGCUUGCCACGCGGACAGACUGCCUCUUGGGUGGCCCCCAAUAUGCUGGACCAUGCAGAGAAUGCUGCUGAAUCGUUUUCUGCAUAGUCCUAGUGUCCGCUGUGCAUUGCGAGCAUGUCUAAUGAGGUGCUUGUGCUGUGCUGCCAAUCCAAUCUCACAUUGGGAGGCUAUUGCGCAUGUGUUCCAAAACUCUGUUCCAUGCCAAUCAGCAUCUCCUCAUAGAGAUGCAUUGAAUCAAUGCAUCUCUGUGGGGAACAUUGUGCCCCCAUGCAGUGUAGUGGUUCUGGUGACUAUAGGCACCCAGUUGGUCUUAUUGAAUGACGCUGGACGUCCUUGCGCUUUGCAAUGCUUUCACGUGGAGAAGGCCUAAUGCGCUUGCUACAGGUGCUCAUUAGGUUCCCUCCAUCGGCUGAAGACGGCCAAGCCCAAAUCCGUGCCAGGGGAGAUCGGCGUUGCAAUUAGGUAAGUGUUUAAAGAGAUUUUAACCUUUUACAUGGCUGAGGGAGGAUGCACUAUAGUGCAUGUAAAACUGUAUUCCUAACACGACAGUGUUCCUUUAAACAACCACACAAACUAGUCUACACCGUGAUAAAUACACACUCUUUAGUAACACGGUGCAGAUGCAAUCAGUCAAACUUUUCAUUUAUUUUUUCGAUACAGAAGAACAGUAAUAUCUAUAGGAUUUGUUUGUUUUGUUUUUGCUAAAAAGAAACAAAACAAAAAUGCAAAAACAUCCAUUUAAAAUAAAGUGCAACACACAUUACACAAUGAACAUAAACUCUUGAUUAAUUUACUUUCUUGGAUGAUAUUUAAUCCGUGAGCCAGCCUAAAAUCGUGUGUGUGUCCCUCUCUUUCUUAGAGAGUGGAUUAAACUGUGUUCUUGCUCCUCGAAAACACAGUUUUAAACCUCUUUCAUCGUUUGGUUUGUAUUUUGGCUUCUCUAACUAUUUUACAGCCCGAGGGCUCUGCCUUUCCUGAAAUAUAAACAGGGUUUGCAGAAGCUUCAGGCAUUGUAUGGCCCACAUUGAACUAUUAGUCUGUAAAAACAAUCCUUGUGCCAAAAGCCAGCAUCUUUAUUUUCAUAGCACAGAAUAAAUAUCAGUCUGCUACUAGGUUGCAUCAUAGACUUUGGCAUCAGGGAUGGGCAGCUGGGGGAGAGUUACACCAGGGUAAUUGUAGGUUAAUGGAACUAGGAGAAGCUCUUCAUUAUAAUAGUUUACAAGCCAGGGAGUGUUUUCUCCUUUUUCUUUUAAAUGUAUAUAUUCUCUUACGAGGUUACAAAUGUAUUGGUAAUACAUGUUGAUUAAAAGUUUUGAUUUGUUUUUUGUGUAGAUGGAAGAGGUUGUUUUUUUUGUUUGUUUUUUUUACACAUAAGAAAUAUUUUAAGAGAGCCCUUGCCUUAGCAUCUCUGAAACUCUCCCAUAAAGCCAUGUCAAAUAUGCAAAUAAGCACAGAAUUCACCUUUCACUUUUAUUUAUUUUUUUUUUCAAGCUCACAUUUCUGAAAUGUCUCUGUGCAUUAACCUCCUGUUGUGUAAAAAAACCUUUUUUUUUUUUUUUAAUGCCAAUACACAGGCCAAACUAAGUGAGCAUCGCCUGCUCUGUUCCUCGACACACGUCACUUAAAGGAACACUCCAAAUACCAUAACCACUACAGUGUGCUUUAAUGGUUAAGGUUCCUGGAGUACAUGGACAUCCCCCUCUCCCCCAUUGUAAGAAGUCAUAUUGUUUUAGAAAAGUUUGACUCUUUACCUUGGGUCCGCUGGCUUCCCAUCUUUCAGAUUGAUGCAGUGGAAGUGGGGAGCGGCCAGGCAGACACCUGGUAACUCAAUAUGAUGAUUUGCAUUAGGCGAUGGGGAGUGCGCUAUGGCCCUCCCAGAGUAAUAAACACACAGCUAAAUUGUUAUGUUUAGAAACUGAAUAAUGUAACCAUAAUGUUUGUGGGUGAUUAUUCCAUUGAAUUUUCUUUUUAGUGUACUUCAUUCUGACAGCUAUCUGAUACUUCAGUCAGUCAAACUGAUACUUUCACAUUCCGAGAGUGCCUGUAAUGCACUGACUUUAUUACCUUGUCUACUUUGAUAAAUGUGCAUUCACUUUUGAGCAGUCCUCAAGGUCUUUAAUGACCUUUUUUUUUUUUUGUGAAUUUUAUUUUGAUUAUCUAUAGAGUUCAGACUUUUCUCGUAUCUUGUUUCAGUUGGUUUAAUUUGUUUUGUCACAAAGACUUGUAUGCAUUUUCUGCAUGACAAUCGUCCUAAUCCACCAGUCCAAUCCUCUGUCUAUGAGAGAGAAACAUUGGACGCACAAAUAGUCUCUCAUCAGCUAGGUAUAAAAUAGAUUCCGUAGGUGUAUUGUAUUCUGAAGCUCCUAGUGGCUAUCCAAAUGGCAACCACUAGUAGGACAUGGACAUUCUAAAACAGUAUGACUACUUCUAAAGGGAUGAAGAGAAGAUGCCAGGGUAACCACUAUGGCUACUGUGCUUGGAGUGUUGCAUUAAGAAGAACUAAGUGUUUUUUUAAUUUUGUGCAUAGGUUGAUCGUUCAACAUCUCAAAUAUAAAUGGUCAAUUCAUUUGCAGAAUAACAUUUCACCUAUUACAUGAUUUGAUGUUAUUUAUUAGUAAAGAGUAUGCAGUAUCUAUUGUUUUGCAGUAUUUUGUACCGCUACAGCAAGCAUGUGAAACGCAAAGUCUAGCACCGCCAAAUAAACUAGGUUUAAGUUUGUGCGCAAAAAACCCCCCAAAAACUUGAAUUUUCAUAGAAAUGUAGGGUUAUUUCAAAAAGUACAGUAUGAAAAAAAAAAGCUCUACUAAAUCUGAAUUUUUGUAUUUUUUUUUUUUUUGUGUGUUCAGGCUUCGUGUGAAAUAUGUUAAGGAAGUCAGAUUCCCAAGAUACCUGCAUAAUGUGUAAAGUGUGUCUAAGCAGCAAUCAUUCCACAAUUGGACAACUCUGGGGGGAAAAUUAAUGUGCAGGCUUCUAUGCUGGCUUAUAGUGACAAUUAAACUUCCUCUCGGUUCCUUUUCCCUGCAGCUGAUAGUCUGGUUUUGUAUAGGCUAACUGGGGGUUGAUGAUGGACAGAGCUGCCAUCAGAAAUCGUGUGUGUGUGUGUGUCCCCAAAAUACCAGAGUAUUGCAGUAUGCUAUGAUACCUUUUUUAUUGGACUAACAUAAUAUUUCAAAGACAAGCUUUUGAGAGUUUUCCUCAGGUCUGAAGAAAUACUGAUCAAUCUGAUAGCAUUCAACACUUAAAACAAAUGUUAGGGGACAGGGUGGGUAAGUGAGGUGUCAUAAAUAGCAGAAGAUGUGCCAUAUGGGCCCCUUACAUGUGUACGAUCUAUAAUCCUCUGAUAAUUAUUCUUUAUAUAGUGCUAUCAGAUUCCGUAGCGCUGUACAUGAUGUGUACAAGCAGUACUAAUUAUAAGGGUGGGGACUUUGUAACCUAAAACUUCCUCAAGGCCAAUGAUGUUGCUUGCUGUCUUCAAAAUCUGGUUGCUGAAAACCAAAUGCUGGCAUGGAAUGUUCUGUAUAGCAUUUGCUACUAUGGACAAAUGAGCGACACAUUCCAUUAUAAUAUAGGAUCUUUAAAGGUUGCUUUUAUGAUGGCGUUAUUCGAUCAGUGGUGCUUUUAAAGGGUUUCCCCAAACACCAUGAUCUCUUCAGUGAUUCAAAGUGGUCAUGGUGCCUAAACUGGGCUAGGGUAUUCGAAAUGACUACAACGGGCUGGAGUGGGCUGAUGCUUGGAGUAACCAUUGAGGUUGAAAAGGAAAUAAUUGAACGAUAAACCUGUUCAUCUUAAGCUUUCUGUCUCUUAUUUUCCCUAUAAAACUAUGGAAAUCUGUAAUGCAUCCAUGACAUAAAAUGCUUUAUAUUAAAAAGCCCUCUGCCACCAUAAAUUAUUAUUAUUAUUAUUAUUAUUAUUAUUAUUAUUAUUAUUGCCAUUUAUAUAGCGCCAACAGAUUCUGUUUUAAGGCACUUCUUAAACGGUUGAAGGCUAGGGGAGAGUCUGGCUAUUCCAUAGGAAAGGAGCCGCCUGUGAGAAGUACUGCAAGCGCGAGUUGGCCGUACGGGUGCGAGCAGCAGACAGGAGAAGGUCACAGGCAGAGUGGAGAGACCGUGAAGGGGCAUACCUAUAGAUCUGUAAAGAGAUAUGAAGGGCUAGAAUUGGUCAGUGCUUUAUAGGUAUGGGUAAGCAUUUUGAAUUGACUCCUAUAGGAUACAGGAAACCAAUGUAAGGACUGACAAAGGGGUGAGGUGUGAGAGGACUGACUAGAGAGGAAAAUCAGUCUGGCGGCAGCAUUCAUUACAGACUGUAGCGGGGCAAUAUGGCUUUUGGGAAGACCAAUUAGGAGAGGGUUAGCAUGGACAAGCUCCUUGGUAGCAUCUUGCGUAAGAAAGGGGUGGAUGCGGGCUAUGUUUUAAGAUGGGAUCUACAGGAUUUGGCAACAUACUAGAUAUGUGGCUCAAAGGUGAGGCCAGAGUCAAGUAUGACGCCAAGAGAGUGCGCUUGCAAGGAUGGACUUAUGUGGAUACCAUUAAUUUGAAGGGAGAGUGAAAGAGGAGGAUCAGUAUUCGGAGGAGGAAAGACAAGGAGUUCAGUUUUAGAGAGAUUGAAUUUCAGAAAGGACAUCCAGUCAGAGAUGGAAGAAAGGCAAGCAGUGACACGUUGCAGGACGGCAGGGGGGAUGUCCGGGGAGGAGAGAUAUAUCUGGGUGUCAUCAGCGUACAGGUGGUAGUGGAAUCCAAAAGAGGUAAUACGUUUGCCAAGAGAGGCUGUAUAAAGAGAAAAUAGAAGGGGACCAAGGACAGAGCCUUGGGGGACUCCAACCGAGACAGGACGAGGGGAGGAGGUAUCAUUAGAAAAGGACACACUGAAUGAGCGUUGGGAGAAAUAAGAGGAAAAUCAUGUUUAUGAGUUUAUAUAUUAAAUUAACUUGUGCAUAUGUUGAACUCUUUAAAAAUCCAUGUCACAUCAUGGUCGUCCGGAUGUAUGUGUGAUAUUAAAAUGUUACAUUUUUGGCACGUCAUACCAGAGCAAACUUUACGUUGUAUGGUUAUACCUUCCGUGACAUUCUGGAACACAGAAGAUAUGUAAAUAUUCCCUUUUUUUUUUUCUAUGCUAUUAUUUCUAAUGCUAUUCUUGCUUAACUGUAAAAAAUAAAAAUUGUAAAUGUGUGUUCCCAGAUUGUGGAUGAAUGGCUUUUUUAAAAAAAUUUUUUUAUGUAUAUCCUGUUUCAGAAACCUCGAAGCUUCUCUUUUUUUACCCCCUUCUCUUCCCUUCUUUAAGUUUAGCAAAACAGGCGUGUAAUUCGUUAUUGAGCAGAGCCUGUAGGGGUGCUUUGUGCAAGUCUUAAUUAAGGUCUUUGAAAAAGCUCAACAAAAGAAGGGGGGAGCAAAUGCUACAGGGUUAUUGGCCAUCCAUUGGUGCAUCUUGUGCAUUCUCAACAUAACUGACACUUUUGUUUGUGGUUAACAGAGGUAAAAGAAGCCAAUUAUUUUUUUUCCUCCUUUUCCCCCCUCUUCUUUAAAAGGGCAGCUGCUAGCAGAUUAAACUAAAGGCAAAUAUGGCCUCCUCCUCCACAACUCCCCUACCACCCCAACACAGUGUUGUGAUGGCUGUUCUCUUUUGAAAAGCUUUUUUUACCUUGCAACUGUAGCAUUACUUAGGAAAUAAAAAAAAUAAAAAAAUGGACACUUUAAGUGUUAGAAGGUUGGCCAGCUGUGUGCACUGCUCUCUUGGACACACAGGGUUAAGACCUGAUUUUUUAUUUUUUUUCUUCUUCUUUUUUCGUAGUUAUAACCCCUUUAGUACCACUCAUUUAUAUAUGGAGAGCAGAGAGAUGCGGUCAUGUGCCUGCCUUGUGCAUGCAUGUGGGUCUGUCCUUUUACAUAACAAAAACCUAACAUUUAAAAUCUAUACAUAGAAUGAUCACGGCUGAGAAAGUGUUGAACUUAAUAUAUUUACUGUGAUGCUUGUCCAUGUUUGCUACGGUGAUGCUAAGACUGUUUGCUUUUAAUAUAUUUUUCACAACCUCAAUCAACCAGCAUAUGCAGUUAGCGUUUAAAGGGGAUCUGUCACUUUUUAAUAUUCUGUUUACUUAUAUCUACAUUUAACACAUUGGUAUUUUGUGAAAUCUGAAAAAUAAAAUUAAAUACAGAAUUCCAAGUUUUUACAGCUGUCUUGGCUCUCCAGCAGUUCAUUAUAAAUGUUUUCUACAAAAAUAGGUUUUUUUUCUCCUACUCCUUUGCAUUGUGUGCCUUGGUUGUGCCUUGACUGAAUUGACAUACAAUUAGCAAAAUCUUUAAUAUACAUUUUAAGAGAAAAUGAAAAAAGUUGACUCAAGUUUUAGGUGUUUGUUUUAUUCAGAGGUGUAAUUUCAGUAAGGAUAGUCCCCCUUUAAAGCAUUUUUAUGUUACAACUCUUUAUACAUAUAUAUAUAUAUAUAUAUAUAUAUAUAUAUAAAAUUUUAUUUUCUUCAAAGCCAACAAACUUAAGAUAUAUCAAAGUGUUUCUUGGAUACACAAAGCUUUGAAAACCACCAUGUCAAGUCACAAGCUGUAAAUAACCACCAUUUAAUAGUCUUGUUAAACAUAUUUUUAAGAGUUGGGUGGGCAUAAACACCAUUAUUUACUAAAUGGCACAUUUUCCAUUUUUAAGACUCUAUUCCUCUACUCCUUGAGGCUAUUUCUGUCAUGUAUUUCCAAACCGUGGCAGUGCGUUAUCUGACUUGGAUAAACACUGUGUGUUUUUAUAGGCUGUUGUUUCCAGAACCAAUCCGUGUUUUGGAGAAGGACAGAAAAUAGCUGUUUUCUGAAUUCUCACUGCAAUUUACAUUUUGUUUCAUACCCCAAAUCAUAUUUGCAAACCGCUAAAUACGCCAAUAAACUUUUUUUGGCCUUUUAUAAACCUACAAUAAUUUUCUCAUUUUUAUAUACUGCGAUACAAAAUUACUUGCCCUCUUCUCAAGUCUCAUCCCAGCCAGAGACUGACAGAAUUUGGGUCAUGCUGCUCCGAGGAGAUUUUGCACUGAUUGUAAACUCCAAUUAAAAGUAAUUUUAACUGAAUUACUGACAGAACCGAGGGGGUGACUGGCCUGAAUGAGUUUUUGCCCACCACACUCAAAUCUGUUGAUGUGUUUUGUGCAGGUGGUUUGACGAUCUCCUUGUUUUGCCUGCCUGGUUUCUUCCCAUAGCAAAUAUGUCAACUCAUUAAUGGACCCAAGGUAGGCAAUUGGUGGGGCGAUGAAGAAAAAAGUUAAAGUCCCCACUUCUCCAAAUGGAUGGCCUUAAAGGGCUAUGUGCAGGAUUAGGGUAAAGGUAUAGGAAUUCAUAUGGCUUAUUAAUUAUAUAAAAAUAUUUUUUUUUUUUUUUUUUUUUUAGCUUAACAAUGCUCAUCAUCCCCCAUUCCCCACCUUAACGCUGCUUUCAUUUAUCAAAUUCUCUUAAUUGGGUUUAAAGGCACGGAUGAAUAAUAUAACCUAUAUAAUUGUUCUACAGGAUUUUUAAGUAGACUUUAGCUGCGGCUUUAGUGUUGUGUUGCCGUGUAACAAUGGUCUUUUUUUUUUGUGUGUGUGUGUGUGCGCGGCUAUAGCCCUCCUCUAAGCUACAUUCAUUUAUAUUCAACGCUGUUAUUCACUUAGGAAUUCUGACAAUAAAAAAUGCACCCAGUAUUUUGGCCAGUAUAAUAAAGGAGUCAAAUCACUAAAGAUCAUUGUGAAACACCCCGAUCUGGGGAAUUGAAAAGUUUCAAACAGUGGCAAGAAAAUGACAUGUUUUUCUUUAAAUAAAUAAAGACUUGGGGUUGGUGUAACCUUCAACCUGUUGGGGACCUUGACUUGGAUUAGGAACAUGCACUAGGAAGUCAACAGGUAAUCAGCAUGUGCAGAAUAAUGCUUUUAAAAAUUAAAAUCUGUUCCAGAUUAAAUAGUAACCAGAUCUGUUCGUAUGCAAAUUCUAUAAUUGUAUAUCCCUACAGAGAUUUGUGGUUUAUGGCUUAGUAUUUUCAGAACAAAGUGAAAAGUAUGGCAACUUUUAUCAGUUCAUGUUCAGCAAAGCGAUGUUUUAUACCGAUUGCCUAUUUCAUAAAAGGAAAAAGAGGGAAAAAAAGGAAAUCUGUUUUUAAAAGACGUUUUAUAUAAAGUGCAAUUCUGUUUGAAAGUUCAAAGUGUGCGUCAAUCACCCUGUUUUAGUACAUUGCACCCUUUUUGCUGUGGAGUGUACUCUGCACAAAACCUUUCUGAGAAACCUACCUCUAUUUAUGCUUUUAACAUUUUAAAGUAAUAUUUCAAGCACCAUAACCACUUCAUCCCAUUGGUGACAUCCCAUUGUAAUUAGUCAACUGGUUUUGAAAAUAUUUUGGCAAAUUACGUGAUGUCUGCCUUCUCCUUUGUAGCCAGAAAGUUCUGCACUGAGCUAAGUCCUGCUGUGCCUGGUGAUGCUCUUCUCUCUGCUUAGCCAAACUCUAGCACAGUUAGUUCAUUGUCUAAUGGAAGCUCCUUGAAUGAGCUUCUGGUUCCAGAGGUGGAGGGUGCUUGGUGGACUCCAGGAAAGUGGUCAAAAUGGUUUGAGAGUGUAACCUUGGAGGCCAGCAGGUCACUCCUUUUGAGCGGAAUUGGAGUAUUUCUUGUAGGGUUCUGAGGUAGCCCUACAUUAGGAAAUUAGAAAGAUCAGUUAAAAACUUACACUUUUAUUGGUGCAUUGUUUGUGCCAUAAAUGGUACAUGUGGCCAUAGUGACGCAGACAAAGAUUUUAGAUUACUAAAACCAGCUUAAUUUCUGUUAUAUCCAACAACGGUAACAUAUCUGCCAUUUCUUCUUCAAAGGCCAUGUUUAUGUAUUUAUUUAUUAUCCUGGCAACAUCAGGAGAUGUAGCUCAUAAAAAGUGGCUUGGGUACAAUCGAAGUCUCCAUGAUCCACAUCUGGCAAAUUUUAAUUUAUUUUUCCCUUUCUAUGUGUUUGUUUUUAUAUGAUGACCACAUGGUCACAGGCAAAUUUCAGGUCUACAUCAGUGAUGCCUCUUUACUGCAGCCCAACGUUUAGCUGGACUAUAAAUCAUAACCGGGUACUAAUUUAGGAUACGGAACAUGUGUUUCUUGGCCACAGCUGACUGUGUGUGUGUGUGUGUGUGUGUGUGUGUGUGUGUAUAUAAAUUUUUCUUAAGAUGUCUCCACGAAGGCUGCUUUAAAAAUUGCCUUGUAGCAAAACCAAGAAUUAUUAACUCGUUGCUUAGGUAAUAUUUAUUUGCUUUGGUAGACUGUACUGUACUUGCUAUAUAUUCUUUGUCUGGAAUAAUGUUUUUUUUUUGUUAUUGUUAUUGGUUUUAUUUUUGCUUAAAGAGGUACGAGCUAAUGUAUCUGGAAGAUACUAUGCAGGGUAGUAAUGUUUUUGUUUGUUUCCCCCUCUCCCCCCCCUCCAUGCUUUGAUUAUACAUGUGAGCGUUAAGGAAUUAUUGUACGGGUUUAGAACAUUUCUCGUCAUUUUGCCUAGGUUACAAACUACCAAAUAAAGUAAGAGUGAUGUAACGUAUCCCUAUCCCUUGUUAGACUGUGCUUCCCACGUGAUUGAGAGAAGGAGAAUAAUCAGAAGUGACCAGGUUAUUUGCUAGAUGUUGGCCAAAUCAUGUUUAAUUCAAUUUUGGUUUUUGAAAACAUGGGCAUAGAAAGUACUGAAUAUUUUUAGUGGUUUUUUUUAUUUAUUUUUUUAUUUUCCACAGACUACAUUAAGUUUAUAUGAGGAAAAUUAACAGCUGUAUUUGGCUUCAAUCUUUCUUUCCUUUUAAGAACGCCCAUUUGAUUAAAAUGUAUUUUUAUUUAGCACACAUUGUGAUAAGUUGGCAUUUUCUCCACUAUAGAGAGUAGUGAGGUGACAUUUUUCAGAUUUUCAUCUACAGCUGCAUUUUGAGCAUUCUCUCUCAUUUUUGAUACUCAUUCUUUUAACAUUUGUGUAUGUUUGGAUAUAAACUGUGUAUUACAGUAUUUUUACAUAUACAUUUAAUUUUUUUAGACUAUUUCAAUAAAUAUGUUUUACUUCAUCAUGGACUGAAUCAGCUUUCGACAUGAUUCUGGUUGUUAGCCGGUGUCUUGAUAUUCUACACUAUAUAAACACCUUUAUGUUUCAGGGACCGGGGUUUUAAAACCUUGGGCGUUGACAUGUUUUAUAAUACUUGUACACUUUAAAUGAUCAUGACCAGUAGUCCUUAUCUGGCCAAUAGCAUUGGACCUUUAGGUCAUAAGUUUAUCCAACAUUGGAAUUAGGAUUGUACAUGAAACCAUGCUAAACUGGCAUCUUCCAAGAGACCAUAAUCUGGACUAGAGUCCCCUUUAAGAACAAAUGAUUACAGCAAUUUAGCUUUUAUUUUUGGUUUUCAAAUCUGCUUUCAAUAAUUUAAUAUUCUAUUAUUUUUGUUUUUUAAAGUGAUAUCAGCAUGAACAACAUUACCAAGCUGCCAGAAGGUGCUUUUAAAGGGUUUCCUGAUCUGGAAGAGUUGUAAGUACUAUAUUUUAUUCUUUCAAUUGGUUACUUUUUUUUUUACAUUUUAUUUAUUUUGUUUUUCCCCCCUAUAUUACACAACCCGUAAAACUUUUGGGAACAUUCUGUGUUUGUUUUACUUUAGUACAUGCCUAUCUCCCACUCAAUACUCCGUAUUCGGUCUUAUUAAAGCAAACUCGGAUACGUGUAGGGUGGAAGAAUAAGCAGUUAGACCAUUAUGACAAAGUGAGGGGAAGCUAUUGGGGAUAAAACUUCCCCCUUGACUCCAUCUAGUGGUGAAGGGCAAUUACAGUUGCAGAUGCAGUGAUUAUGGUGCGUCACUGUCGCUAAUAUGAAUGAAAUGUAAGGAGACUGGGGCAAAGGAUCUCCUUGCACCAUAACACAGUGGUUUCCAGUAUUUCAUGGUACUCCUUACUCUAGUUAUUAUUUUUCAAGCCAGGUAAUCUGUAAACUAUAAAGAGCACAAACUACAACCCCUCCUUUCCCCCCAAAAAAAACCAAAUACCUACUAGUAAUUAAAUAUUUUAAAUGUUAAACAUCUCCUAGGCAACAAUUUGUCCUUUUCAGGACUAUUUUGUUUUUAUAUACUUUGACCCAUGAAAUGAUUAAACAAGAAGGUUGGUUUAUAGCUGAGGUUUUAUGAGAGCCUGAAUGCAUGGGGGCACCCAGUGUACCAUACCUUGGAGUAAUUUCCUUAAUUUUGAUUUGAAAAAACCUGCGAUACAAUACAUAUUCUGAGAAAUUUGAAAACUUUUUAGCAACAUUGAUAUGCUCUGCCCCUUGCCUUGUUUGUCUUAAUAUAAAUCUAACCAGCUCUUUAUUUUGAUUGUAUUUUAUUAAAGUAGUGUGAAUUCAAAGUAGUCCAUGUUUAGAAUAUCUAAGUGGGUGGGUGCUUGCUAUGAUAUCUGGAUAACGUUCGUCUGGUUCAUUUGCUGAGAUUGUAAUACAUGCUUUGCAAAUGAUUCCAAUUAGGCACAGCUUGAUAAUAUAUUUGUAGAGGAGUAAAACCAAACUGAUCGCGACAUUCCACCACAAAAGCCUGUAUAUGGUGUAUUCUAGAAACAGAUUAAUGCAGUUAGGCUUUCAGACAGAAAUCCCAUACAGAUGUUGAAUAUCAAAACAUGUUUUCAUGGUUGAAAUUUUGACUUAUUUACGUAUUGGAUUUUAUUUUCUUGUUUUGCUAUUCUAAAUUGAAUGCACUAGACGUGUUAAUUAGACUUGGACUGAUAUGACCUACUUUGUAUAGAAAGAGAGAAUAUCACAAGCCUCCGUGAGAUUAAAUCCUGUUUCAUGCAUAACAGAAAAGGUGUGACGAGCUGAGAAUUUUUAAUUAACCUGUUAGCGUGAAAAAUCUUGUUGCAUGUUGGAAAGAAUUCUACAGACAUUUAUUUCUAUGAUCUAAUUUAAUGAACUAUUGGAAUGUGUAAGUGGAUGAGUGUGUGUAUUUGAGAGGUAAGUGUCAGAGUCCACUUAACAGUCAUGGCUAUGGUUGGCAACCUACAUUACAAGUCACAUCAAGCAGUAUCACGCUGUAAAAUUAGCAUAAUGUAAACUGUAGAAUAACAAUAUAUACUAUAGUGGGCAUAAUAUAAUGUAGGCUAAGCAGCAUGAUGUGGACAUAAUGGAGGUAAAGUGAAAUAUUUGCAGGCAAUGUGGUAUGUGUGCAUAAUAUUACUUAAUAUUUGUACUAAUUAAACUGGGUGUUCUCACAGGCCGGGACAAAAUGAUCUUGAAACUAUUUUAGGUUUACAUUCGCGCAAGCAUUCAGUGUGCACAUACUUUUACAAAAGGUAAACAUUUGCGCAAAAUAUUUCUGCGCCCUACUAAACCAAAAUAGAGGUACCCUCACAGCGACUGUCGAUUGAUUGAUUAAUAUAUGCAUGCAACCGCAGCUUGAGAUUGGAUCUAUAGAGAUACCAUACAGAUAUUGUGUGCAGUCGAAGUAGGAAAAAAAUCUUCAAUAUUAAUUUCUCAAACAAACUUUACUUCUGGUAAUCUCUGCACUUAUAUGAAGCGGUGUGUAAGGAGACUAGGACUGGAGACCUACUAAAACCAUAACCUUUGUAAAAAACAUAUAUCGCCAUGGUGCUCGAAGUGUCCAUUUAAACAUGUGGCAAAAAGGAGACUUGUAUCAUUAAUCUGAUCAGUUUAAUUGCCACUUUAAGCAUCAGCUGUACACCUAAAUAGUCUAGAAUACUUAACCUGUAAUUUUCCUGAAGGCCAUUAUCUCAUCCCCAGCUAUCACCCUAUCAUUAUAUAAUGAUCAGUUAGUGAACAAUACAUCCUCCAUUAUAGUUUUUGUUUUGGACAAAUGAUUGAUUUGAUAUCAGUUAGCAUUGCCUCCAGGAUUCUACAUGGAAUUUUCAGAGUAGAAUGCCAUAGUUAUCCAUUUUAGGGGCUGACAUCAUCAAGGGUGAAAGUCUGACACCUGGAAAGGGUGUGUCAGAGUAUUUGCAUUUAAACCUACUUAAUUUGUUUUAGGAUUAAAAUGUGUUUAAAAAAAAAAUAAUAAUAAUAAUAAUAAUCUUUUCCCCCAUGGUGCAUUAAUCAGAAAAGUGAUCAAUGGAUAAUUGAUGCCUUAGUUAUGGCCUUUUAUGGACACUUCUAAUUGUGCUUCAAUAAGCAGAAACGUACAGGCAAAAAGGUGCUAUUAUGCUGGUUUGCAUGGUACUUGCCCCUUUGUCAGCAAGUUGUCCCCAAAGCACCUCACCCUUAUUCCAGGAAAAACAAUGGGUAGAAAGAAAGAUCUUUAUCUGGCUUGUUAUUUUUUUUUUUUAUCGGAAUUAACACACCACAUAAAGUCAAUUAAGUGACUGGAGGUUGUGUUUAAAUUAAUCUUUUGUUUGUUUUUUUCCUCAGUCUUGUCUAUUUAACUUAAAAUGUAUGUUGAUAUUAUCACUGUAACUGUCAAACGGUAAAUUAAAAAAAGAAAAAUAAAUAUUUCGUCUUUUAAAGAUAUUUUUUGUUCAAUGAUAGAGUUGCAAGCCAAUCAUUGACUACUCGAAUGUUGUGACGUUAUUUAUCAGCUUGUAAUGAAAGUCAAAACAACAGCAAGUUUAUAGUCUAGAAAAUACUGGUUCCUCAUGCUUCAGUAUGUUUAUUUUUUUGAGGAACCCCGUUCAUUACAGGGACAAUCUUGGCACUAUUAUCACUACAUAAAGCUGUAGUGGUUAUGGUGCCAGGCGUUACCCUAGCUUUGCCCACAGUGCAAGCUGUGAAAACGUUUCACCAAAAUACAGACCGAUUUUAGAUACACAAAGAAUGAAAGUAUUUUAAUUCUACACAAUUUGGCUCAUCCAAGCUUGUUACAAGCCUCAAAACCAUUAACCACUACCAGCAUCUACUAGAAAGACCAGUAAUGUUUUUACCCAACAAGUCUGUUUUUGAAAAUACAUUCAUUAACAUUAGACUCCGAGUAUACGGUUAACUCUCUGUUGGCAUACUAUUCUUUUUAAAACUUUAAAGGUAAAACUGUAGAACAGUUUUUUAUAGCACUGUUUGUAGAACUGUGUUUUUAUAGCACAUCCCGAAGACUUUACAAUAUCUAGCAAUUAUUCAUAGGUAGGUUACAGCAGACAGGAAGAUACAUUAUCACAAAUACUGAGUCAAAAUGGAGUAGAGAACUUUGUCUGUUGGGUUUAAUCAAAUGCUUGUAACACUUUUUAUACAAUGUGCAUUUAUGUACCAAAAUAGCCUGCUAUAUCCAUUUUAAUAAUAAAAAAAAAAAAAAAAAAAUUUAAAACAAAUUGCAUGGUUAAUUAUUGUAUGUAUUGUGUGGUUUGUUUUGUGUUGUAAAUGCAUGUGUUUUUCCAGUUUAUUUUUUCUUUGUAAAUAACUCUACAAAUAAAAACAAUGAACUGUGAUUUCACAUUUGUAAUUAUUAGUGUGCUGCGGACACUGUCAAUCUCUUUCCCAAUCUAUGUAAGGUGUGGUUUAUGAAUUGGUGCCAGAUAAGGAAUGCUGUUUUUCAUUACUUAGUACACCUCCUCCGGUGCACCCAUUUAACUUGCUCCUCCUGCGUUGCUGUGCACAGAUCAGGGUGGUCUGUUUUGUUUGUCUGUUUUGGCUGAUGCAGCCUUAACAGACAUGUGCUAAUUGCUUCCAGAUGACUGUCUGUUAUGCAGACAAAAGGGAAUGUUUUUAAAAAGCAUUUACACUGAAAAAUACAAUUGCUCUGUUGAUUUCUCUAGGGGAGGCUAUGGGUUUCCUUUUCUUUUUUUAUUACAAAUGCACCUAUUAUACAUAUCUACCUAAUUUGUUCAGGCACAUCUUUUUUCCUUGCCAGAAGGUGAAUUAACUGCUUUUGAUUGAAGGCUGUUCGUUAAGUGACUACUAUUAUGUAGGCCAUAAAUGCGUAACCGUGCCAUUUUAUUUUACAAUUCUUGUAUAGUGGCAUAUCCACAGCACUUUGCAAAAUGUUUAAUAAUUGAUCUUGCAGCAAUAUCGCGAUUGUCCCUAUUUAGGAAGGACAAUCUUUAUUUUGGCCCAAAAUACCUCUGUCCCUCUUUUAUGUCCUUCUCUUCUCUAGGAGCUCCAUGGUGUGUGGCAGUGUAUAACAGAGCUCCACAGCAAUAAUACUCCCAGUAAUGUGUCGGAGUGUAUAACCGAGCUCCCCAGCAAUAAUACUCCCAGUAAUGUGUCUGAGUGUAUAACAGAUCUCAAUAGCAAUAAUACUCCCAGUAAUGUGUCUGUGUGUAUAACAGAUCUCAAUAGCAAUAAUACUCCCAGUAAUGUGUCUAGGGGUAUAACAGAGCUCCACAGCAAUAAUACUCCCAGUAAUGUGUCUGAGUGUAUAACAGAUCUCAAUAGCAAUAAUACUCCCAGUAAUGUGUCUAGGGGUAUAACAGAGCUCCACAGCAAUAAUACUCCCAGUAAUGUGUCUGAGUGUAUAACAGAGCUUCAAAGUAAUAAUACUCAAACAAAUUGUGUGGCCUACUUGUGGACUUUAAUCUAAUCUUUGUAGCAGUUUUUAGACCUCUAGUGAAUUUACAAUAGGACGAUUACAGAUGUUGUUAAUUACUUUUCCUAAGUAGUAAAGUAGAAAUGUUAAUAAAUAUAUACUGGCCAGUGUUAGCCCUGUUUGACAUAGUGGGCAGAAAAUUUGAAGACUCUGUAUUUUACAAAAUAAGUAAGACCACAGAGCCUAGAUUACAUUGGAGAACACGAUAAAAACCAAAAACCCUUAAACUCGUAAUGUUUAUAGUUGUCUUUAGUCAUUGGUAGAAGCACUGAUUUAAUCACUGCCAUCUUGCAGGAUCUUCUAUCAAAAAGGUAAACAGUAGCCACGUAUUUUAUGUUAGCUUGCUGAACAGUUCGCAAAUUAAGCUAUUCAUUAUUGCUAAGCAUCUAAGCAUUCCCUCUCAUACGGAUCUUGAGACACCUGUACACAUUCGCUAAUACAUAUCUCUUUAAGAAUACUAUGAUUGAAAAAAAAAAAAAAAACCUGUAUGGCCAAAGGGGGCCAUGUUGUACCAUAACGUGUGCUGUCACCCAAGACACGGAAUAAAGGUAACACGAUUAAUGCAUCUGCAUCGAUUUCAUCAUGUUGAUGUGAAAGAUGAGCACUUAGACUGAAUUGGCACAGUUUUAUAUUUGACCAGUUCUAAAAUAUAGACUUGUAGGAGCAGGGCCCCCAACACCUUCUGUUCAUGUGUGUCCAGCUCGUCUUGUACAAUAGACUAACCGACAAGUAUAUGCAACAGCGCUCUGGAAUUUUUUUUGGCACUUUAUAAACAACAAUCAUAAUAAUUAGAAAAUAAACCAACAAACAAGAUGAUUAAAUACAAAAGCAGACGAGGAUUAAAUGCCUCCUUUUAAAACUUGGGGAAAAUACUUUAUUCAAGCCUUGCAGUUUUCUUCUCUGGUCCUAAUAAGUGAUUGUGCCCUAAAUCACACACUGCCAAUUUUUCCGUGAAGGUGUUAAUAGGUUCAUUCAGGUCCUCUCAGACUGAGAGGUGUUAUCUUGGUGCCUGCAAUAUUUGUCUUUUGAUUUCACAAUAUGUGCAGAGCUAUUUGAGCUCAACAUUAGUACAAGUGUGUACUUAUUACAUGCACCUACGCUUUACACCUUGAACUUGUGUUUUUUCCUGAACACUAAGCUGAUAUUGAUUCCUCUGCCACCAUGUGCCUGAAUUUUACUUUUCUUUAAACCUCUCUGCCUUAGGACAUAAAGAAAUUAUUCUUUAAAGGGAUGUUGCGGGAUGGAGUGACCCAUUAAAAAAAUAUUUAAAAAAAAAUUUGAUGCAUUAAAAAUAUAAUAAACAAUGUUACAAAUAAUAAAAAUGAAUAAAUAACAAAGAAAAUAAAAUUGGAUGCUAAUAUUUGAAGUUCCAGCAUGCAUGCAAUAUAAAACUGUCAAAUUCAAUGUCUGAACAGACCAUUUUGUUCAACCAUUCUUAUGUUGCACCCUUAUCCAGAGCACUUCAGGGUUAACCUGGCUGUAGGAAUAACAUCUACCAUAAGCAGAUUCAUGUUCAUUUCUGAACUCUCUAAACUGUUUACCUACAUUUGUAUUUGAUUUCUGUAUCUAUAUUGAAUCUAGUUACAGGGCAGUUUAGUUUUUUCCUUAGAAAAAAAGUACAUUCUGGCUUUAACCGUUUAAUUUUAAUAUGGGUGCAAAUUAGAAUGACACGUUUUGUAGAAAGCAGGAGCCAUUCAAAUUUUUGUUCAUUUGUCCCGGAAGAUGUUCAGCUACAGUGAUUAUCAUAGAAUGCACAAAACCAGACCAAAAGUCCACUUUAUUUUACAGCGACGUAACAUCACCUCUUUGCUUUGCAAAGUUCACAUCAAGGUGUUGAGAUCCGCACAGUGAGCUCUUUUUCUCUCCUGACCUGUCGUGGCAGACAUGGACAACAACUACUUGAAUCUGAGCACGCACGUCCGUGUGAGCGGGAUUCAAAUCACCUAUAGUUUCUGUUUUGACUAUAUUUGUUAUCACAUUUUUGUGUACACAUUGUGCAAUUCACAUGUUUAAUGCACAAGUAAAAACCUUAUGUUGCUAUUAUGUUGCGGUUUUAGUAUAAGUAAAUAUUUGUAGAACCCUUUGUUUCCUUUUGCUCAAGUAGCAAUGAAAAAUGUCGGUUUAAUAACAUAAAUAUUUCAUAAAUGUUUUUGUAUUUAUUUUUUCAUUGGCAUUAUGUUCAGUGAUAGCCUUCUCUGGGCAAACGUGACAACAUAUGUCCUAUUAAUUUUUUAUUUAUUCUUUUCCUGGACUAGAUGGUUAUGACGCACAGGUCCUUAACCGGCUAAACAAUCUCUCUGCAUUACUGCCCCGUUUCUUAAUAUAUCUGGUACAUGGAUCUUGUGAUAAAUAGUCUUCUUAAAACAUAAAACCACUAUCUAAGUCGUGCUAAUCCUCAGUGAUAGUUCAGCAAAUUGCUCAACCGCGCAACUCACUGUGGAAUGAUGCAGACCCUUGAGUGGUUUACAACUUUUUCCCUUCCAACCGUAAUAGAACUAUGGGGUGCAUGUAGAGGGAUAGUACUCUUUGCCAGUGGAGAAAAUAUAGAUUAAGAAAAUGCAUGUGGUAUUGAGGAGCCUUCUUUUCCGGCGGAUUUUAGCAUUAUAAAGAACUCCAAAUAUUGACAAAUUGAUUAAUCUGGCCUCCAAAGAUGUGAUAUCCGAGCAGAGAAUCUAUUAUUGCUCAAUAUAUUUACGGUGAAGGCAAAUUACGGUUUGUCCUUUAUGUUGAAAUUCACAGACUGAAAAAUUCAGACCGACUGUGUGCAAUGCCCAAAAAGUUGAAUACUUUGCUUUGUUAUUUUUCUCCUACGAAGGAAACAUGAAGGCAACGUCCAUGUUAAGGAGUGAAAAGGAGCAUUGAACUCUCAUUCACAUGUCAAGAACGGAUGAGUUAAGAUAUAUUCCACGUUCACAUAUACAUCUAUAUCUAUAUAUAUCUAUCUAUAUAUAUAUAUAUAUAUAUCUAUAUAUAUAUAUAUAUAUAUAUAUAUAUAUAUAUAUAUAGAUAGAUAUAGAUAGAUAGAUAGAUAUAGAUAUAGAUGUAUAUGUGAACGUGGAAUAUAUCUUAACUCAUCCGUUCUUGACAUGUGAAUGAGAGUUCAAUAUAUAUUUAUUUAUUUUGGGCACUCAAUAACGGUUUGCACAACCAUUUGUCUCCGUUUUAUGAUGUCUAUUCCUGCAUACAAGUGUACAGAUACUCUUAACAAAAUAACCAAAAAUACAAUCUACAGAAAAAUAUUGACAUGAACUCACCAGUGUUACAAAAUGAGACUCCAUGUUUGUCUGUAUUAUAGUAUAGGACCAGCCAUGUUAGGCAGGUCUGUGAUUGGAAUAUGGAGAAGAAAAUAUGCUGGGAAAUGAUUGGGUAUUGACACAAUUGGCAUCAUGGGUUGCAUGUCAUUGUGCAGACCCAGCGGAUACAGGCUGCCUGGUAGGGUAGAUUGUAAAGGCAGUACAUGCUUAGUGUCACUGAAGAGCUGUCUUGUGGGCUGGAAUACCCUGUACUACAUCCCAAGUGUCACAAGAAUGUGUUUAGACGUGUUCGCCCUUCACUUUGCCGCUCUAUGACAGAGUGUAUGUUGGGUGAUGUGGAACUCUGUCCAACUCGUGUUUUGGCAUGUUUAAAUUCUGUGACCGAAAAACCUUGUGAAAUUGUGGUUGAUGGUUUUAAAAUAAGAAGUCCUAUCCAUUUAUUAUAUGUUUAGAGCUGUGUAAUACUUUAUACUGUUUGUCUAUUUGGAGCUUUGAAAACAAAGACAUUUCUAAAAACAGGUGAAAAAAGGUUAUCCAUUCUUAUAGACAAGAAUGUUGGAUUCAUUAUUCAAACAAGAAAAGGCAAAUUCCCAGAUUGUAAGCUUUUCUUUGGACAAUUCUGUGUCGUCAUGAUGCCAUUUCAUAUGCUGACGCUUCUAAAGAAAUUAUGAACUAUGGGUUUUAACUUCAAAUAUGCUGAGAUUAGGUUGGGUAAAUUAACUUUUUUUUUUAUUUUUUUUAUUUUAUUACUUUAUCUAUUAUUGCUAGAGAACCUGCUCUGUUAAUCAUUGUAUUAAUCAAUUUGAAAAGUUAUAAAGCGACAUUUGAAACUCUAUAAUCACCACACUCUCUGUAGUGCUUAUAGUUUAAGAAAAAUUUAGGUGGGAUCCAUUCAUUUUAUAUUCCACAGUUUUGGGGUGGAUAGACCAAAAAAGAAAUAUUGCUCUCUUCCAUAAUUAAAGUUUAGUCACUCUGACAGUGUGAAAGAUUCGCUUCUACACGGUCAGUCCAAAGUCACUUAACCAAAGACCACUAGGAUAGGUUGUGAGUGCUGUGGGAGUGUGGAAAUGAAGCACUUCUAGUGGCCAUCUGAGGAGUGGCAAUUAGAGAUGUCCCUAGGCAGCAACAUUGCCUUCUAAUUAAGCUGUAGUCAUUUUUGGUGCCUAUAGGGUCCCUUUAAACUUGAAAUUCACUUUGAAUUCACAACAAUUGGUGAAUAAUUAUUUAUUUUUUUUGUACGAGUCCUUUAACAUAUGCAUGUAGAAUUAAAAUAAAUAAAAACCAGAGGACAGAAGAUUGGGGCUAUACAAAUAAUAUAUAUAUAUUAUUUUUUUUUUUUUUUGUGUGUGUGAUCUAUUUAGCAAGCUACAUUUGUCCACCUCUAUUCUAUCAUAUAAGGCCUUGAUCCUGUAUCUUCAAUAUUAUAUAUAUAUAUAUAUAUAUAUAUAUAUAUAUAUAUAUAUAUAUAUAUAUAUAUAUAUAUAUAUAUAUAUAUAUAUAUAUAUAUAUAUUUAUAUUUAUAUUUAUAUUUUUUAAAUGAUGACCCGUAGGCAAGCCAAAAUGUAAUCUUCUAUUUUCUCUGCCCAGAUGUAUAUUUAAUCCAGCCUCGAAGGUUUGCGUGUAAUACUAAUAAGAGUCAGCCCUCCUCCUCCCCCUAAUUAUGAGGUCCUUGACCCUCAUAAGGCAGUUAGUCCAUCAACGACAUAGUAAUAUUUGGCAGACAUGUUAGCAGAACCUUUGCACACUUGGCCAGUUGUAUCCUGUUUCCUGGACGAUUGCCAGAGAGGAGAAACGGAAGUUGAGUGAAUUGCUGUCUUCUCUUACUUGGUUUAGCAUAGUGAAUAAACAUGAUUUGCCUUAAGGUAAGCUAUACAUAUCUACUUAAAGUCACGCAACAGCAUGUUCUCUGGGUUCCAGCGUGUUCACCUCACAAUGAGCCGUAGCACUGACUUCCAUUUAUUUUGUUUUGGUUUUGACCUGAAUGUAGCAGUUAUUUCAUCCAAUUAGGAGCAUUGUUAUGUCUAGUCUAUACGGCAUCAGAUAACCGUGCCUAACAUAUAUAGAGAAAAUAUAUAAAUAAGAAAUUGGGAAUCACUUAAAAUCUUUGGCCUGUGUGGGUUUUUUUUUUUUAGUUAUUGCUAGAUUUUGCUGAAAAGGAGAAAAUAAUGGGCAACUUAUUAUUGGGCCCCCAGUGCGAUUUCUUUCCUUUAUAUUGAUGUCAAAAUACUUGCCAGGUAGAAACACUUCCUCAAGCCCUGACUUGUCGUUCGUUUUAUUUCCUGCUUUGGAUAAUCCGGAAUCUGUUCGAAGUGUUCAUGAAUCAAUGCUCUGUUUACAUCUGUCAAUAAUGCAUUCAUGGAAAAUCCUUCUAGUCAUGCUAUCACUUACACGAUCACAUUAGAGGAGCGCUCUAAUUUUAAAUAUUUAUUUUUUAAAAUGUUAAUUUGCUAAAUUAUAAUACUAGUGCUCCUUUUUUGAUUUUAUUUAUUUUUUUAAAUUGAAAUAAUGCUAUUAUAUUUAUUUGUAAUCCAGUUCCAAGUUGGUCCUCGCAGUAGUCCAAUCCUCCUCCAGUGACAUCAAUAUUGAUGACAUGCAUCCAAUUAAAUGCAUUGAGCACAUACAACGCAUGCACGGAUAUCACCUCGAAUUGUAUAUCCAAUUCAGGAUCAUGAUACUUUACUUGCUGAUGCCAGAUAUAAAUGGUUUUGUUAUUGAAUCUAUUUUAGUUCAAAGCCACUAGUGACUGUAUGUCCGAGAGCCACUAAUGCUGUUUAUCAGAAUGGCACAGUUUUGAUCAGCAAAGAUGCAGGGGGCAGUAUCUAUGCGCCAAAAUGACUUCAUUAAAGGUUCCAUUAGAACCUCAUCUUAUUUCAUUUGUGCUGAUGUAUGGAGGUUCUGGGCACCAUUAUACCUUAAGUGGUUAAACUGUUUUAUGAAUGGUGUAACUCCAGAAAUGCCUAGACAUUUUCCGUACAUUCAUCUUUCAUGUAUGUUCCUCCAUGGGAAACCCGCGAUCGCCAAUGCUCUCAGCCUACAACUUGCGCCCCUGUCUUAGGCUUCCUCAUUGAAGCAGAGGGUGGAGGACAGUGCCCAAGAUCUUCAACAACUUUUAUUGAGAUGAAGUUAGUGUAGUGUAGUGUCAGCAGUGUUUCUGCUUAGUCUGUCCUUUUUACUCCACUGCAAGAUUCUAAUGCGUCAGUGGAAAUUAUGCAGAGUAGAUUGUAGUAUUUACAGUUAUGGAAAUGCCAAUCAAACAUAUCCAUAUCCAGUGUGUGUGCGUAUAUUAUUCCUUUAUUGUAUAUUAUUUAUUAUAGACAUAAAACCACAUCGCCGCAGUAACAAUUCCUUACUUUCCUUGUACAACAUUUAUUUGAUUUGUGGAUUGCAUACAAGUUUAACAAAUCAAAAUAAAAUGCAAUUUAACUCUACUUUCUGCAGUUAAUCUUGAUCAUCCCCCAGAGUGGAGAAUGAUUGUACUUCACUAUGAGUUUUACCCCCACCAGAAUAGGUGAUGCAUUCAAACGAGCAAUUACACCGACAUUCUGAGUCUCAUGUUGGUAUUAAACAACAUAUGGAAUCGGGAAGAUUGGAAUAUGAUCCUUCUGGCCUGGUGCUUUCUUUCUUUUUUCUGUUUUUCCUUUCUUCCUUUCAUAUGAUCCAAAGGGAGAAAACCAUAUCCUUUAUGGUUUGUUUUAAAAUAAAUAGAUUGAUGCUGCACUAAAGUCUGACACACAAACAUUCUGCAGUUGUGGAUUGUUCUAAGUGAUGCAACUGGGAAUAUUAGCAGACAAAGGAAUGGUUGCGUUUUGUCUUUUCACCUCAUAUUUAAGCAUUUAAUUCUGAAGAACAUGUUAUCUACUUAUGUAAUCGUGUGUGUGUACACGCUCAUGAGACUUCUCCCUUCCUUUGAUACCUGGGGCUCUAAGAGUCAAUAAAUUGUUUACUUCUUGCUGUAAACAAUCCUAUUUUGCUGUUGGGAGUUCUCAAAAAUUGCUUAUAAAACUGUUUAGAAGGUUUAACCCCGAAUAACAAGGAAUUGUGUUGCAACCACAAGGCGUUGGGUUGUUGGCUGUACACGUAAGAAAUGUUGCUGCAGAGUUGGUAGUUUGCCUGAAACCUGCAGGACUUGGCACGUCAAAACCUUCAAAGCACCCUGCUGAGUACGGUCGCUGUGUGCAGAUGGUUACAGACAACUUUUGAUUUUCCCAGAAAAUAGCUGGAAAUAAAGUGUGUACUUCUUUUAGUGUAAUUGUAUGCAAAGUACCUUUUACCUCGCUCGUAAACACCAUGUGUUAAAUCAAUUAGUGCACAAUUAUUAACACUAUCCCCUGACUAACCGCCUCAAAACAAAUUAAUGAAGCUGAUGGUGUUUACUAAGGAAGGAACACAUCUUACCGUGUAAACUGAUAUCGUGUUGGCAGCUUAGGAGUCUGGAUUACUAGGUGAGCCACAUUUUAGCACUUCUCGAAUUCAGCAUUCAGUAAAGGCUUGAUAUUUAAGCCUUACUGCAGCCUAGAUCGGACCACACAGCGAAUGUUUAUCAGGAAGCGGGCAAAGUAGAGGGAAAACAAGCAGAAAUGCAACCUCUGUGCACAGGAACGCAUUACUUGAAGAGAUUCCUGGUUUUGUUAAUCAGUUUAUGUAGCCGUUCCUCCAUGUCUUCAUAAUGUGUCUUUUAUGAGCAUGGCUUGGGAUUUUGAAGACUAAUCUAAAAAUCUAACUCAUUCCCUUCUAAAAGGGAUUGAGAAAUGGAUUGUAGGAGAAAUGCAUUUCUCUUACAGUUCGGAAUCUAGUAUGUAAUUUAUUAUUAGUUAUGAUGGUUAUUAUGAUCAUUGGUAUUUAUUUAGCGCCAGCUUAUUCCGCAGCACUUUACAUUAAAAGGGGAAUUUUAACAAAUGAGACAAAACGAAAUGUUACAGGAUAUAGAUGAGGACCUGGCUCAAACGAGAUUACAGUGUAGUGUUUGUUUUUUGGGGGGAGGGGGGGGGUUAUUUGUUUUUUGCGCCCAUUUGGAAAGCUUUGCUUGGAUGCCUUGAAUUUCUCAUUUAUUAGUAGGAAAAAUACUAAACUAUGUUCUAUGUGUUGUCUUUUAUGCUGGUAAAUGUCCUCACUUCCAUACAGAUCCCAUCUGAGAUGGUUGAUAAGGAUGUCCUUUGUGAUCUUCUGGAUUUUUAACAGUGGUUAAUUAAUUGGUUACCGCAGAUUCAGUAAAGUGUCAAAAGUAAAAUUUGAAGGUAGCAUCCCAUGUUUAACAAUCCUAAACUUCGAUCAAAGGGUAAAAAAAAGAGGCUGGUCUUUUAAUUAAUGGAUCAAUAGUGUGCUUUGGAAGAAUGGAAGCAAUACAUGCAGAUUUGAAUAAAGUUAAAAAAACAUGGGACCAGACUGGUGGAAUAUUUUAGUCAAGAGGAGGAAAGGGCAUGAUUGAUAUGUGAAUUGAGAAAAGUCGAGGGGUAAGAGGACGGAGUCUGCAGAGUCUCGUUUUCAGUGAACCUGGAGUAAAUAUUUAGGGUAGAAGAAGGAAAUUAAUUUUAAGGAGACUAUUGAGGUCAUUAUAUCAUUAACCCCUUAAGGACCAAACUUCUGGAAUAAAAGGGAAUCAUGACAUGUUGCACAUGUCAUGUGUCCUUAAGGGGUUAAUGUCUGUUUUUAACUAUACGGUCUGUGGAGAUAUAAAAUAGUUGUACAGAUCUUUGGUGCCAAUGACCGAAGUAAAUAGUGGAGUUUGCUCAGGAUGAAAUAGGGCUGAACUGUAUGAUCUUUUCAUUAAUUUAAUUUAAUUUAAUAAACCAUGUAGUCAUGUAGUAAAAUACUUUUUUCCUUGUUCAAUAACAGCCUGUUAAGUAACAAGUUAAUUGUGUGUGACAAAAUUGGAAUUGUAACUGCAACAAAUAGCAGGUUUUGGAUGGCUCUGUUUUCUCACAAUGUUGCACGCGGAGACAGGUUUAUUUGCAACGGAGAAAGUCAGAUAUACAUCAGAGGAGAGGCUGUGAAUCGGACGAGAAUUGUUGCAGAUAGAGUUGUAGUAUCUGCCAAAGUGAGAUGGGUUAGGUGUACAAAGGUGAUCCAGGUGUGUAUUAUAAACUAACAGAUGGGGAACAGAGAGAGAGGAAUGUGUGCAUUAGGAAAGAAAAUCAUUCUAAAAAGUUGGAUAACUGGCUUAGACCGAAUAAUGCAGAGAUGUUGAUACAAAUGAAUAACCCACCACAUAUAAGAAGCAAUGUCUGUUAAGAAAUGUUAGGGACCCAAGGUUUCUGUCAUAACUGGUUAGCAUUGUGCCAUUUCUCCUAUUUUCUAGAUCUAAACUUGUGUCUUUAAUUGAAUUCUAGCAUUUUUUAAGUUUUUAUUUUUUAUUUUUUAAAUUCGAGUGAUUUAAACAUGGUCAGGUCAUAGUCAUUUCACCCUAACCGCAACUUUAAUUUUUGUUUGCAGAUUAUCCUAUAUUUUUGUAGAUACAGUAAUAGCUUCACAUGCCCUGCCUACAAAUACACUAAUAUUUUUUUAAAUUUCGAUCUGAUCUUCAGUCUGUGGGUAGCUGUUGGUACAGGGGAGGAUGACGGGUGGGGGACUAAUUAGAAUCUUAUUACAUUUUUCUGGUAACUGGACUCUUCUUAACUUGUUCUCUCCUUAGUCUGUCCAUGUAGAAAGCUGUCUCUACCACUGACAAAUAGGGUGGACGCCAGAUGGUCUUGAGUAGUUGUUUUUAAAGUGGGUCUAGUGAUUGCUUUGUUGACAGUUCUGCAGACACACUGAUUGAACACUGGCAAAAUUGCAAGAAAAAAAAAAAUCAUCUUAAUGACCUUUCUAAUUCUUUUGUGAAUCUCGGCUAGUAGUUCUAAUUUGUAACUUUUCCAGCACUAAUUUGGAUAAAAUGUGUCCCUUUCCAUUACCGUUCACUAUUGGGAUGUGAUAAAUUACAGAUCUAUUCAUUCAUUUAAUAAUGACUUUAGCAAUAUACAUAUAUUUCUUUUUUCAUAAUAUCUUCUUUAACAAUAGAUUACAUGCACCCAUUGGUUUAUGUUUGUGCCUCCCAACCCCUCCGUCCCUUAUAACUCUAUUUAAUUGUAUAUAUUUUUUUUCAGGCGACUGGCGGGCAACGACCUCUCUUUCAUCCAUCCCAUGGCCUUGUCUGGCCUGAAAGAACUCAAAGUUCUGUAAGUAAUUUUGCAGUAUUUGUAGUAAUUACCGGUACAUGCUCUCCCUGCUCUGUCAGCACAGCAGCCUUUUUUAUUUUUGUUUUAACUCUCUUGAACCUGGUGGGAUCUCUGAUAAUCUAUUGGUUGCUCAGUAUCCAACUCCGCUAUUGAAUUGACAAAUGAAGGAGUCCUGAUAAAAGUGGGUUAUUGUUUUAUUACUAUUAAAUUUGUACCGUUCUGCACAGAGAUGUUCCCAAAAAGCACACAUUAUUGUGAAAAAGAGAAAGCUAGCCACUUGUAUAUAAAAGGGCAUUUUGUAACUCUUAAACAUUUCUAUAAAUGCUACAAUUUCAUAAACUUUUUUUAAACUGAGCCAAUCCAGGUAAAUGGGAAAGAAAACAUAAUUCAGUUUAGUUGAGCUAAACUUUAUAUCUGAUCACACUAGCCGAACUGCUAGAAAUAUAUAAACAUACUAAGAGUCAUUUACUAACCAGCUCUUCCCAAUAAAAAUAAUGGAAAUUUGUGCAUGCGAGAAAAUAAAAUCACAAUAACAUCCAUUGUCCUAAGUUUCCUACUUGCACUUUCACCUCUGAAAUUGAAUUGGUUGAGCGGAAAAAAGUCUUGUGUUUUAUACAGUUGAGGCAAAAAUAAGGAAAAUGAAAUAAAACAUCCUUUACCAAUACGGCGAAUAUAAUUGUGCUAUUGUGAUCUGUUGUGAAUAAAAAUUCACACGGUAAAUUUCAUUCACCGCAAAUAGCAAGUUAAAAGAAUACUUUAUGGCCAGAGUUCUACUUACGUUCUAAUUUCUAAAUAUCUGUGCUGUUAUAAAAUAAAUAGCCAACUCCCUUUUUUAAUUAGUAAAUAAUUAUUAGUGCUAAAUGCAAAAUGGGUUGCGAUUGAUGCUUAACACACAAAAAAGUGAUGAUUGCAGGUUAAACCUUUUUUAUUUUUGCACGAUUUAAACAUUUGCUUCCUACGGUGUUUGUUUCAAAUCAAUAAGAAAGUAUGCAUUUGUGUUUUGUUUAUUUCCAUUUUCAUUUAUAUUAGCGCUCUUAACCUUAAUUAUUAAACCGUUUAGAUUGGUGUAUUUGUUAUGUCUCUGCUUUGUCUUACAACACAUUGUGAGUGUAUAUAUAUAUUUUUUCUUUUUAGGACGCUCCAAAAUAAUCAGCUGAAGACAGUCCCCAGUGAAGCUAUGAAGGGACUGACUGCUUUGCAGUCACUGUAAGUGUUUCUAAACCAUCACGCAUUCAUUUUUAAUUUGGUACAACCUGUUCUGCUCUGUCUUAGCUGGCUACAUGUGUCUGGUGUGGUUUUGUUUUUUUGCUUUUAUAUAAAUGAACUUUGUCACAAAAUACAUUAUAACCUAACUUCUACAAUGCACCAUAGUGGUUAAGGUGCCAGACGUGCCCUUGCUCCCCCUAAUGUAAAUACCGGAAUGCUCUCUGCUGAUGCUGUCAUCUACAAGGCUUAUCACAGGAGAGCCAAUGAAAGCACCUAGCACGAGCGAACGGCUUUCAAUGAUGGAAUAGGAAAAGUAAGGUCCAGUAGACUCCAGGUUUCAUUGGCAACUUACUUUCAGGAAGGAGCCAGGGCACCACAAGCACCGUAGCUAAUUCAGCGUGCUUGGAGUGUUCCUUUAUUGUUAGUUCAAAGGAUAGCCAUGCAAUACAUCUUGCAACGGAUUGUCCAAUCCUUUUGCUUCAAUUUAAUUAACAUAAUUUGCCUUUUUUGUCUCCUGUAAUAUGUAAAAUAGCUUUAGUAAUGAUUGCAAUACUGCUUUUUUUAAAUUAUUUAUUUAUUUUUUUAUAUGUGACCCUUUUUCUAUCUUGCUAUAGUUUGUAAGGAAGUGGGUUUUGGUUAGUUUAUAUGUACAUUUGCUGCAUAUAGAAUUUUCAAGCAGUUUGAUACAAACCGGGGGAUUGGUCAUGACCCAAUGAGAUGUUCUAGACAACUACAUUUAUUUGUUCUAGGGGUGCUAGAACAAACGAAAUGCCUUUUAAUCUAUAUACAGGUGAAUCAAUUCGUACAAGGCUCACUUGAGAAGUCUGAGGAGACCUAAGACUCUUCGGAUUAAUCUCGAACAAAUAGAUUCGCCUGUAUAUAGAUUAAAAGGCAUUAUAUUCAUUCUGUUCGCCCGGAACAAAUACACGCAUGUUUAGUUUCACUCACUUUUAUACCUUUUAACAUUGCCUUAUAGCAGUUAACCAUUUCUGUACAGAAUCUAGUCAUUGUCCAUUACACUGCAUAGAACGUUGACAUAGUUGUUGAGGUUGAAAAAACUAAAAACCAUGAAGUUCAACCUUGAAAUCCAUUCUUUUAUGCUAUUGAUACGAAAUAAGACAAACAUUAUCCUAAACCAUAUUAUCCAUUUCCAAAUAUUAUUAUGAUAUUUAUAGAGCGCCGUCAAAUUCCGCAGCGCUUUACAAUGGGUGGACGAACAGACAUGUAGUUGUAACCAGACAAGUUGGACACACAGGAACAGAGGGGUUGAGGGCCCUGCUCAAUAAGCUUACGUGCUAGAGGGAGCGGGGUAAAAUGACAUAUAAAGGUAAGGAUAGUAUUAGACUAGUGACAGUUGCAGAAGAGGAAUCAGUCAGGAGCUAUUAACAGUUUAAUUGAUACGCUUUUAUGAAGAAGUGGGUUUUUAAAGAUUUUUUUGAAGGAGUGGAGACUGGGUGAGCAUCUAACGGAGGAGGGAAGCGAGUUCCACAGGAAUGGUGCAGCCCUCGAGAAAUCUUGAAGGCGAGCAUCAGAGGUGGGAGUACGGACAGAAGAUAACGUAAGUCUUCAGCAGAUUGUAAGGGCCUAGACGGGACAUACUUGUGUAUAAGGGAGGAUAGAUAGGUGGGAGCAGCAUUAUGUAGAGAUUUGAAAGCAAGAACCAGAAUUUUAAAUUGAGCUCUAUAUUUUAUAGGAAGCCAAUGUAGGGACUGACAGAAUGGUGAGGCAUGGGAGGUGCGGGCGGUCGGAAGAUGAGCCUCGCUGCCGCAUUCAUUAUGGACUGUAAUGGUGCAAGUUGGGAGCACGUAAGACCAAUGAGAAGUGGAUUACAGUAGUCAACGCGAGAAAGGACAGUGGAAUGGACCAACACCUUAGUCGCAUCUGGCGUUAAGUAGGGGCGGAUGCGCGCAAGUUUUUGAGAUGGAAAUGACAAGAUUUGGCAAUAGAUUGAACAUGAGACUUGAAGGAGAGGUCGGAGUCAAAGAGAACACCUAGGCAGCGAGCCUGCGUGGUGGAGCUGAUGGUAGCACCGUUGACUUGGAGGGAGACAGACACAGGAAUAACAACACUUGAGGGAGGAAAGACCAGAAUUUCAGUUUUGGUCAAGUUUAGUUUAAGGAAGUGGGCAGCCAUCCAGUUAGAAACAGCAGAGAGGCAGUCAGAGAUACUAGUCAAGAGGGACGGGGAGAGAUCAGGAGAGGACAGGUAGAUUUGUGUGUCAUCUGCAUAGAAAUGAUAUUGGAAGCCAAAUUAGCUAAUGAGUUUACCAAGAGAGGCCGUAUAGAUGGAGAACAGUAGGGGACCAAGUACUGAACCUUGGGGGACACCAACAGAGAGGAGUUGGGAAGAAGAAGCCUGACCCAAAUCAAGUAAGUGUUUGAAGGGUUAUUUCAUGGAUGAGGGGCAGUUGGACACUUUAGUGUUAGGAAUACAGUUUUCAAUUUCUAAUGUUAUAGUGUUAUUUUAACAUCAAAUAUGUCCUUGAAUUUUCUGUUUAUGCCCAAAAAAAAAAAUCCAAGACUUUUAAUAAUAUAUAUAGAAUUUGGUAAGACCUCACAGUAAGAACAAUACGGAUGUGGAAUUCUCUACCAAACGAGGUUAACAGAGGUUUUACCAUGUCUAAAUGGAUGUAGAGAUGCUGUAAGGUUAAAUCCUCCUGUAGCCUAAUGCACCAAAUCUCUAUAGCAAUGCGUGCUCACGCUGUAAAAAUAUUUUGGACACAUAAUGGAAUAAUUGAACUUCCUUAUUAUGACAUCUCCACCAGAUGGGAGUAGUGCAGGCAAAUCCCCCAGUUUUUGUGAAAGCACUUGAAUAUGUUUUGACAAAAAACAAAUAGGACUUCAUCCGUAGCCUCCAAACACUAUAACCACUACAAUCAGUUGUAUCUGUUUUGGUACUUGAAAUGCCCUUUAACAUAUAAAUAAAAAUAGAUGGGCUUCACGGCAAUCUCAGAUGUGGCAUAACUGUCCGGAUCUGGGAACCCUGUCUCCGUUUUAAUUUUAUUUUUUUUCUUCCUGUGGUUUUCUGCUUUUGUAGUCACUAGCGAAAUGUCCCAAAUGUCAGAGAAUGAGGCCAUAGCAGGGUAUUUCUACCAGAGUGGUUACUCUGAGCUCUGCACGUGGGUAACCCUAUGACCUUCUUGCCAGUUCUACAGCUCUCUCGUCUCCUUUUUUCCGGUUUUGUACCUCUCUGUGUUGGAAGUUAUGAAAACAAAAUGUAACCAUCUAUAAAUACAGUUCUUCUCCUACAAUCUGCAAACUAUAAUUUUGUAACUUUAUAUUAAAAAAAAAGAUUCUAAAGCACUUUGGUCUUCAGCGAGUUAAACAGAUGGAGCUACCAGAGUUUCUUAACAGAUAUUUACUUGAACUUUAUUUCAAAGCUCUUCCAGCUUCUUGACCUAUAAAAUGUAAAUGUUUUGGCAGUAGUAUUUCCAAGAAAAGGUGUUUAAAAUGAAUUAGACUUUUGGCCUCUGAAAAAAAUGUUGACAGCUCAGAUAAAGUGCAGAACAUUCCGACCCCCUGAUCUCUUUAUUCACAGUUCUCUCCCUUAAAUUUCCUUUUCAUUCUUUUCGCUUUGCUUUCUAAAGUCGCUGGAAGUACGAAAAUCUGAAUACUGGUGAAAAGGGCCCCAGGUUCAUGUUCUGUAAGCGUAAAAAAAACUGUUCAGCUGGCAGAGAAUAGAAACUUAUGAGGUUAUAAAAUCUUCUCUACACUAUAAUUUAAUCUAUGGCGAGGUCUAUUUUUGUACCCUAAAACUUACACCCAUUACAGAUCGUUGAACAACUACUAUUUGUGUGUUGGUUAGUCUAAAUAUGAAAUGCAUCGCACUGGGCUUUAACUGUUGCAUCGCCAACGGAACAUCUUUACAAUUUUAGCUUCAUAAUGUCUGCUCUCGUUGUGCAACCGAACUGAAAUUGAAAAUUGAUGAUCUGUUUUGAUCAAAAAUGAAUUUACAUGGUAGCAUUAGGAUGGUCCAUAAAUACUGUAUCACCGUAUCCUACUGUACUGCUACCAAAUGUAAGAUGAUAAACGCUGCCAUUUGACAGGGUUGCUGAUAGAAUGCUGGGCACCAGUGCUUAUGACAUUUUAUUUACUUAUUUCUUUACAAAUGUUCUUGUUGCUCAACUAUUGCUUCUAAAUCUAUUGUAUACAUAUCGUAUAGUAAUAUAUACAUUUUAUCUAUAUAUAUCUUUUUAUAUAUAAUUUUCAUUCAUAUAUACAUAUAAAAAAUAUACACUGAACAAAAUUAUAAACGCAACACUUUUGUUUUGCCCCCAUUUUUCAUGAGCUGAACUCAAAGAUCUAAGACUUUUUUUAUGUACACAAAAGGCCUAUUCCUCUCAAAUAUUGUUCACAUAUCUGUCUAAAUCUGUGUUAGUGAGCACUUCUCCUUUGCAGAGAUAAUCCAUCCACCUCACAAGUGUGGCAUAUCAAGAUGCUGAUUAGACAGUAUGAUUAUUGCACAGGUGUGCCUUAGGCUGGCCACAAUAAAAGGCCACUUUAAAAUGUGCAGAUUUAUCACACAGCAUAAUGCCACAGAUGUCACAAGUGUUGAGGGAGGAAAUUUGCUUGCUGACUGCAGGAAUGUCCACCAGAGCUCAUUUCUCUACCAUAAGCCAUUUUCAAAGGCGUUUCAGAGAAUUUGGAAGUACAUCCAACCGGCCUCACAACCGCAGUCCACGUGUAACCACACUAGCCCAGGACCUCCACAUCCAGCAUCUUCACCUCCAGGAUCAUCUGAGACCAGCCACCCAGACAGCUGCUGCAACAAUCGGUUUGCAUAACCAAAGAAUGUCUGCACGAACUUUCAGAAACCGUCUCUGGGAAGCUCAUCUACAUGCUCAUUGUCCUCAUCCGGGUCUCGACCUGAUGCUGUUCGUCAUCGUAACCGACUUGAGUGGGCAAAUGCUCACAUUCGAUAGCAUCUGGCACUUUGGAGAGGUGUUCUCUUCACAGAUGAAUCCUGGUUUUCACUGUAUAGGGCAGAUGGCAGAAAGCGUGUAUGGUGUCGUGUGGGUGAGCAGUUUGGUGAUGUCAACUUUGUGGUUCAAGUGGCCCAUGUUGGCGGUUGGGUUAUGGUAUCGGCAGGCGUAUGUUAUGGACAACAAAUACAGGUGCAUUUUAUUGAUGGCAUUUUGAAUGCACAGAGAUACCGUGACGAGAUCCUGGGUCCCAUUGUUGUGCCAUUCAUCCAUGACCAUCACCUCAUGUUGCAGCAUGAUAAUGCACGGCCCCAUGUUGCAAGGAUCUGUACACAAUUCCUGGAAGCUGAAAACAUCCCAGUUCUUGCAUGGCCAGCAUGCUCACCGGACAUGUCACCCAUUGAACAUGUUUGGGAUGCACUUGAUCAGUGUAUACGACCGCGUGUCCUGCCAAUAUUCAUCAACUUCGCACAGCCAUUGAAGAGGCGUGCACCCACAUUCCACAGGCCACAAUCCGCAACGUGAUCAACUUUAUGCGAAGGAGAUGUGUUGCACGGCGUGGAGCAAAUGGUGGUCACACCAGACUCUGACUGGUUUUCGGACUCCCCCCAGAUCCCCUCAACACAGUAAAACUGCACAUUUUAGAGUGGCCUUUUAUGGUUGCCAGCCUAAGGCACACCUUUGCAAUAGUCAUGCUGUCUAAUCAGCAUCUUGAUAUGCCACAGUGUGUGUGUAACUGCCCGUGUGUGUGUAACUGUUGUCUGUAAGUGUGUGUGUAACGGUCUGUCUGUAACUGUGUGUGUGUGUACCUGCCUGUAACUGUGUGUGUGUGUGUGUGUGUGUGUGUAAUGGUCUGCCUGUAACUGUGUCUGUGUGUGACUGUCUGUAACUGUGUCUGUGUGUGACUGCAUGCCUAUAACUGUGUGUGUAACUGUGUGUGACUGUCUGCCUUAGACUGUGAUGCUGCCUGUAACUGUGUGUGUGUGACUGAUAGUGAAUAAAGUGAUAAGUGCUCUCUAUCCAAUAAAGAGUGUGUGUGACUGUCUGCCUGUGAGUGUGUGUGUGUGUGUGACUGUCUGUCUGCGUGUUACUGUGUGCGUGGCUGCCUGUCUGUAACUGUCUGCCUGUGACUGUGUGAUGUUGCCUGUAAUGUGUGUGUGUGACUGUAUAUGUGACUGCCUGUAACAGUGUGCGUGACUGUGUGUUACUGCUUGUAAUGGACUGUGUGUAUGACUGCCUGUGACUGUCUGCAUGUGACUGUCUGCCUGUAACUGUAUGUGAGGGGGUGCAGGGAUUUUGUAUAAGGGACAGGGGUUUAAAAAAGUUUACAAAUUUGUGCAAUACAUUUAAAAAAAAAAAAAAUUCAAAAUAGAACACAUUUAAAAAAUUUUGUAGGUAUUUUUUUUUUUUGGAGGGGGGGGUACCAAACCCAGGACCCGCCCCGGGUGCCACAUGCUCUAGGUACGGCCCUGUGUGUGUGUGUGUGUGUGUGUGUGUGUGUGUGUGUGUAUAUAUAUAUAUAUAUAUAUAUAUAUAUAUAUAUAUAUAUAUAUAUAUAUAUAUAUAUAUAAAACUUUUUUAUGUAGUUAUCUGUCUAGGGGUGGGACACAAAGGGCUAGGCCAGCUAAGAAAGUGGAUAGACCACCCAAAACUGUAGGUUGUCAGUCUGAUGUACACAUGUCAGACUGACAUGGAGAUGCUAUGGCCGGCCCAACUAAGGGCUGUCGAUGUGCAUGGGCUGAAUACUCCAAGCCCUCUGUCAAAGGAAAGUGCAUUUAUUGAUCUGAUUGCACAGAACUUGCUAUGGACAAUCCAAUGGUGAAUUCAGAAGGCAGGACACGAGGGCUGACCCAUAGUGGUGGGACAGGACUAAGACCAAACUGAGACUUCUCUACCAGAUAUGGGACUAUUGGAAGGCAUGUGUAAUUACAACUAGACUUUAAACUUUCCUUUUUAUAGCUUUUCCUAUUGUGUACUUGUCCUAAAUUGCUUCAAAAUUCAAAGCCUGUUGGUGCACAGUCCCCUCCAAUUUGUCACAAUUGCAUGUAUGCUUCGUUUACCCCUUACAUCACUGGAAGGGGUAAGUUAAUAUGUAUAUGUAUAUAGUGAUAAUAAUUAAGGGAUACCAGCAGCCCUGUUGGCUUGCAUUUUAUUCUUUUGGGCAAUAUAUAGUUAAUCUUAUUGAUUAGCGGUGCAUACCGGCCUACACACGGCGGUUUUUGAGGGUUUUUUUAACUGAGCUGGAAUUAAUGGGGGAUUUAAAGGGAAUUUCAAAUGUUAGGUUAAAGUGGCUACUAUUUUGCCAGGUUGGUUAGUUAGGGGUAAAGUUGCUGUUCCCUUGCCAAUCGUCCCCAAUUCCCAGAAUUUCAUUAAUAACCCCUUUGUGUUUUUCAGUAUAAGUAAAAAGACACUCUGCUCUUGGUAAUUUUCAUAAUAAUUGGUCAUGUCUUCCAGCGCUAGUCAUCAUGUGUAAGGAAUGGAAAUAUUGUGCCUUCAGAAUAAUUUUUACUUCAAUCAAACGUCAUGAUUCUUUUCUUCCAUGACCCAUCUAAUUAACUUCAGUUUUAAUAAUGUGUUAAUCUCCAUUUCAUUUUGUAUGAAUUAAUCAUCUCUUCUGCAUACCUUGAAGGCCCUUGCAUCCUCUGAGAACAUGUCCUGUUGAAAGGUGCUUUUCUUUAGGAACAGAAAAAAAAGUAAUGUUGUUGGAAAAUGUUGAGCCAACUGUUUUUAGGCUGGUAGGUUUGGCACAUUAAUGUCUAUUCCACGAGACCUACCAGGUUGUCUGAACUAAACCAAAUCUUUAUAGACGACCCAGUGUUUGCACAGCUACUUAUGUAACGCGCCAAGUUAGUUUACUAUACGAUGGAAAUAAUUAAAAUGGUUGGGGGAUUUAACUUAUUUUCCUACUUUCUGCUUGCAAUUAAACAACAAAAAUGAAAUAAUUUGAAUUGUCCGAUUUUAGAGAUUUAGUGAUUUACUCUAAUUUACCAAGUUACAAUUGGCUUUUUUUUUUUUUUUUGUAUAGAUGCUAAUUGACUUAAAUUUUCUUUCUUUUUCUCAAUGUUUGGUGCAAUUAAUAUUAUUUGUUAUAGUUCUCAUUGUAGGAGCUAUACUGACUAAUAGAAAGUCAUCUAAACAGUAACUCCUUCAUACAACCUUACACACUCUGUAUUUUUCAUUAGCAAAACAUGCAAACUUCUGUGCCCUCAAACUUAUUGAUAGACCACAAUUGCUCCAGCUCUGUCUUUAGAUAGUUAUGGUUUACUUUGAAUGUCUUUAUAGAAUUGUCAUACAUCCUAUUACAAUUAUGUUGGAUGGAUAAAGAUAUGUAUAUAAUUUUCUUUAACAUAAUUUUUUUUGCGUAUUAUAUAAUAUGUCUAGAGACGUGUUUAUAGUUGGGAGUUAAAAUAGGAAAAAAAAACGUUACCAAGAGUCCUACAUCUGUGUAGGUAUAUUCUUCUGUGUAAUCUAUAUUCAUCUGGGGACUCCUCGUCAAAAUAUAUUGGAGCCAUCUGCCAACUGUAAGCAGAAUGGGAUUGUUUUAGUGUCACGUUCCCCUGUAAGUAGCUUUCAAAUCUUCAUGGUUGAAAGCAACAGGAUGUGAUUUAAUUUGUCCCCUCAGUCUUUUCAUUUACUGAAACAGGGAAGAAGACCUCUUUAAUUUUCUGACUAGACUAUUCUUUGGCUUUCAAGUAGUGUCCAAAAAACCCUUCAGUGUUGCCAACUUUAUCCAUUUUUUCCAAAUUUUGUUAGGUGAUUCUCAACUCAUCAAAACAUAAUCCUCAUGUGUAAAUUACUUACCUUAGAGGGUUGGUUUGUGUGUGUGUGUUUUAAUACAUUUCUCUGAACUCUGCAGACCAAGGAGCACGUGGCCAUUUGGUUUCACGUUGGUGGCGACACUUGGGUGGUGCACUGCCAUUAUUCGCCACAGAAAUUAGACUAAACCAGCUCUAUGCAGUGUAGGUCCUGCUCGGAGCUGAUGGAUCGUUUAGUUUAUAUUGACAGUUGAACCAAUGUAUUUUGUUGCUUUCUCCAGCUGCCCUUUUUAUAUUCCCUUGCAUUCCUUUUUAGUUAAGAGGACUAUUCUGCACUUGAAUGUAGGAAUCGUGGAGGUGAAUACCCCUCCCAGAAAAUUUGGUGUAGCUUUAAAUAUUGAAUACUCCACUCUUUUCACAAGAAUGAUGGGAAGAAUAAAUUGUUAAAGGUUACUAAUAGACUCACUAGUGUUAAUAUGGAAGUUUGCCGGUAGAAACCUGCAUUGUUUAAUGUAUUACAAAAGCCCCCCCCCCAACACUCCAGAAGCAGAGUUCUAGCUUUGAGCUAGUUUAUAUCCUUCUGGAACCAUAUCCUUGUUGUAAAUAAAGCCUUUCAUAAUGCAGGAAGUAUUGGCACAAAACCUUGGCUGUAAGAAUUGUCAGAAAAGGUGAAGUACCUUUUAUUUAUAGCCAUUAAUUGAUGGAGAAAGAAAACAGUCUGUUCUCUCUUAUAAAGUAAUGUUGUAGCCUAUUUAUUGGACACCUGAAAUGAGCGGUACCUCUCUCUCUAACCAUUUGGAUUACUUCUAUCAACAAACCAAGUUUAUUAUUAUUAAAGUAGCUUUUUUUUAUUGGACACGUGAAAUGAGCGGUACCUCUCUCUCUAACCAUUUGGAUUACUUCUAUCAACAAACCAAGUUUAUUAUUAUUAAAGUAGCUUUUUUUAUGCUUUUCCAGUGGUUUAUUAAGAUUGGAUUUCCUGUUAGAGUGAAAACUCAAGAUAGCUUGACUUGGCUUCUUGGGUAAGCAUGUAUGUGUAUAUAUGUAGGAUUUAUUCCUCUGGAAAAUCUGUCCUUUGAUCACCAGGGGAGGUUCAUGAAUGUGGAAUGGGAAAACAAAGAGACAGGUAUUUUCUAGCUCAUUUUUCGCUGUAGCCUCCAGUUAUUUUCACCUUCUGAUUUAACAUACAUCCAUAUUUAACUCCGAAGAGCGAUUUGUAGGGAGAAAAAAAAAAAAAAAAACCUCAUAGCUGUGCAAACAUGUGGUUUAAUCCUUUUUGUCAUGCGAAGUGUUAAAUAUUCUUCACUCUGAUCCUGGCAGAAAUGAUUCAUUAAUACAGGAUUUAUUUAUUUACAUUGGGUCAAAGGCACGCAGGUGCGAUUACGGAAGGUAGAAACCCUUUUUUGAGGUCUGAGGUUGGAAACAAUAAUAUAUUAGAGAAUAUCUGAAUUCCCUUGUAAAAAUGUUUUUGACACUUUUGUAAGCCCCUAAGCAACUUGUCACAGAAUGUCAGAUGAAUUGAUGUAGGAGAAAAUGUGCGUUGCUGACUGAUUUAACUUUCAUUGUAUUUAGAUAUUGUCAACUAAAAAAAGUGCAUCCUCUGUUGUAUUUAACCUGUACUGGGAGUUUGUUUUGGGUUUAGAAGUUAUUUCUUAGUUGUGACAUAUUUGCAACUCUGUGGCUUCUAUUGACUUGCUUACUAGUUUCAUAUAUUCGAUAUAUAAUUACUGACCAUUUUGCAAGAAUGAUGUAUAAAUUACGUGUUUUGUGACGCUUUUGACCAAAGCUCGUACGCAAGGGUGAAACAUACCCAGCUAUCUUUCUCUUCUUUCUCCAAACCACCACUUUUCCAGUUUUGAUAUUGUUGGGCAUUUAUUUUUAUAUUUCUUUGACCUUUUCAAUUUUUAUUUUUUAUUUUUUUAUUUUUAUUUUUUUUUUUUAUAGUUUGGCCCUGUACAAUUUUUUUCAAUAUGGAUUUGUGUCAAGAGCAGAUGAGUGAUCUUAAAAGCUUCAAAAUCUUUAAUUUACUUUGCCACGUUUACAUUCUUGCGAUGAUUGUCUUCCACAUAGUUUGGGUAAAAACAAGUCUCUUUAGCUCUCCAGAGCCAAACUAUUGUAUUUGGAUUGAUGAACUUCAAGUGAGUAGAACACAGAGUUGCUGAUAUCCAUUUCUCUUACUUGUUUGCUCAGGAAACAAAGCAAGUUGAGGACAGAAUUCAUAAGAUCAUGGUGAAAUCCCUCUGUUUUUUGGCUCCGUGUUUGAGCCGUUAAAAAAACAAAAAACACAUUGCCUUGAACUUAUUUACACAUCUAAUGGAUGUGGCAGGUGUAUCACGUUUUAAAUGAUUGUUUUCUGUUAAAACCAGAAAUAGCACUUCUUUAUCUGCAUGCUUGUGAUCCCCUUUUACCUACCUCACCUCCCACCUCCACCCCCAAUCCUCAAAUACUCUUCAGAAAUGUCCAAGUCACAGCAUAAUGAAGGGAAAAAAAAUGUUUUUAUAAGAAAUAUAUUCAAAUGUUUUGAAUUUUUUUUAAAGAAAAUGGAAUAUAGGUGAUUCCCCUUAAUUUCAAAAAAAAAUAAUUAUUUUUAAUUUUUACAUAUUCUGUUUUUUUUAGGUUUUUUUUAAUUUUUUUUAAAUCUACGGUCUAUUGGUAGUACUAUUACUCAGCCUUUAAAAAAAUUUUUAUUAAAUGAACUGGAAGAAGAACAUCUGAUAUAGUCUAUUUUGAGAACACCAAGUUAUUUUCUCUUUGAAAUAAAUAAUGAUCUUUUAAAGUUUUAUUCCAAGCACCAGUGCCACUUCAGUGGUUUGAAGUGGUCGUGGUGCCUGUCUGUAUGUGCAGGAUUUUGUUUUGAAACGCUGCAUGUACUUCAAUAGCAGCCGGAAGUGUAACUCGACCUCCAGUAGUCAGUGGGGUUUCAUAAACUAGCCCAGAACUAUAAUAGUAACAAUAAUAAUUGUAGGAUCCUUAUUUUAGGUGUAAUAAGGAGGAGGGAUAAUGUUGGGGCUUGAACAAUAAGUUGAAGUUAUGGUGCCUGGUCCCUUUAAUGUCAAUGCCUCCUAAAAUGUUGUGGUUGUUAAGCUCAGCUAUUAAUAUCGCCAAGCAAAAAAAUACAAAUUGUUUAACAUUUUGGUUUUCGACUUAAUAAACGUUCCAAAUAAUCCGAUACCUUUAACAAAACUUUUCAAAUUAUUAAUCUGCAGAAGCCACCAUUAAAGUGUUUGGGGAUUUUUUUCAAGUUAAAUCAUUUAGAAAGUUUUCCAAACACUAUUGAAUCAUUAGAAAAGCUUAUUAAAUGCACCAAAAAAAGGGGAAAAAAAAUUAUAAAACAUUUUUACCAAACGUAGACGAUAACGGUGAAAUGUGUGCAGCUGUUAUCAAUUUCCCUUUUACACAGUGAAGUCAUUAAAAGUACCGAAAUCAGAUUGUGGUAUGUGUGGUGGUGGUGAAGGAGGAGGGGGUAUUCAUUUUUUUUCCACUUUUUUUUUUGCUGGUAGUUACAUUUUAUUUUAAGGAGGUUCAAGAAAUUACAACUGUUGCCUAUUUUGUCUUCAUUUUUCAGCAAAACACAAAGCAUCCCCGAUCUGUAAACGAUACCUCCCUUUGUUUUGAGAAGCGUAAUGCAUGGGCAGCUCGGCUAUUAAUCAGAGACCUGACAGGAGAGUGCAGGUGUUUUUUGUUUAAAUAAGAAUGAGCCUACCCUUUACAUUUAACCUACAAUAAUGCCGGAGGGAGGUGCACUGAGACUAACUAGUUUUCUAAACCUUCUUUAUUGUCGUACAUUACAGGCCCCUAGGGCAGCAACAUGGGCCUGGGAAAGCAAGAGCUGUAUACAUUUUUAUUUUUCCAAAGCAGUUUUAAAACUAGGAUUAAUUAAACAUCCCCUGAAACAUGAUCGUCUAGGUGGGGUACUGUUUUAAAGUUAAGCUCUUUGUUAUAAACAUUGCUAAGAUCUUCUACUGAGAUGAUGGAUCAAAGUCCAUUCUUGCAUAAUUUUAUUGCCAAGACUUGCAUACAGAUUUUUUUUAUUUAUUUUUCCACAAAUACUCUAUACAGGAUUGUAACUUAUUACAUCUAAGGUUUAUUUAAAUGCUAAUCUGUUUUCUUGGCAUUUUGUUUUUAAAUGUAUGUGGGUAUCCUGUAGAACAGCAAAUCCAAGUGGGUGGAUCGAAUUUAUUGUGGUUUGGAAACAAUCCUUUCGUUUUUUUGUUUUGUUUUUUUUCUUUUUUCUUUUCUAAAUCUUCUCUUUAGAUGAGAUGGUGAUUUGUACAAUCUUAAACGUAUACUGGCCGGUUUAUCAGAAUGUUUUAAAGGAACGCUGCUUGCCUUGCACCAUAAUCACUACAGUUUUCUAAAUUGGUUUGACCUGGUCUUCCAGGAGCCUUCAGGAGAGUCAAUAGCUCAUACGUAGGAGUUAAACCCUGCUGUGCAUCAACUAAUCACUCUCGACCAAUGAGCUAAGCCUUGCACAACCGCAAUUAUCUUUAGUGUAGGUAGGGUGUGUCGCUCUGAGAACCUCAGGUGAGAAGUCCAAAUGUUCUGAAAUGGUUUGAUUACUUAAAAUGGGUUGCACCAGGUUACUCCUGGCACCAUGAUCACUACAACAUGCUUACGUGGUUGUGAUGCUCAGUGCUUUUAUAAAGGGACAGUCCGGGCUUCAUGACCACUUCAUCAAAUUAAGUUGUUUUGGUGCCAGGACAUCUAUGCCUCUGGCUCACCUUAAGGUGUUAAACUGUUGUCAAACAGUUCAACCCCAAAGUCUUUCCUCCAGUGCUGAAUCUCCUUGCCUCUCUGCCCGUCCGUUUUCUAAAAAUUUCCAAAGUGGAAGGCUUUUGCAGAAUCUGCCAGCUACCUAGAUUGUUCCUUUUAAUAGUGUAUGUUUUAGCCUAUACAGGCUGGGAAAUCAAGCUGUAUCUGCCACCUUUUCAAUAAUGGUCAUCCUAGAUGCUGGAGAUUUGUAUGAAGUCUGUGUGCAUCUUAUUAAAGGGGCAGUUUAGGAUAAGGCAAAUAUAGCAAUGUUAUUUAAAUUAAGUUAUGGUGCCAGGAGGCCCCCAGGCACAUUUUAUCUUCAAGGGUUAAACAUUUAACCAUAUUUAAGCACCUAUUCACCACAUAUUCUCUCAGAUAGUCAAUGCUGAUAGGAGAAACCUGUGCGGAGCACUUUGUAUCCUGUGUUUGGGAGGUUAGUAGACACUCCGCAGAUUAUCGUUUGUGUAUUCUUAUCUGUGUCGUAUUUGGUCAGGGGGUCUGAUUUGAUAAAACCCAAACCAAGCAGCCAAUAGUAACACAUUUUUGGAUUUCUGUUUUGGUUUCCGGUGCCUCUGCAACACAUCACCUUCUUUCUCUAAAAUGCAUUGUGCUGUACUUUAUAUGCACAUAUUCGACAACUUCCAGUGUGUUUUAUUUUUUAAAAUAAUUAUUAUAUAAACUGAAGUUUGUAUUUUUAUAAUUCCAGUUUUCAUUGUUUUAGUUAAUCCUGUACACAAACAGCUAAAUUAUUUGUUUUCCUGCUAUUUUUGUUUUGUGGUUUCUGUAUUUUAGUUUGUUUAUUUUUACUAUGGCUGGUGACCACUGGCUCCCAAGACAUUCGGUCAGACUGUAGAUUGCAAUUUAAUCCCAUGAUGCCAGACCACUGGAAGGAGGGCAUCAUGGGCAAUGUAAUCCACAACCCCUGUCUUUCCAAAGGUUUGCCAUCAUUGCUCUUGAAUAAGACCAAUACAAAAUGCUAGGAGAACAAGCUGAAAAAUAUAUUGUGGGAAUUUUUCCCUGCGCUCAUGCCAAGAACUAUCCACGUUAGAUUUACUUUGGCUAAUCGGCUUAAUAAUUUUGUAAAAAUUAGACUCCAGAUUUAAUUAUUAAUUGCUGAAUAAUAAAACCAUUUGUGGAAAACGUACAAUCAUUUUUAUUGAGUUAAGAUCUGUAAACAAUACAAGAAUAAGAAUUGCACAGAACUCCGAUCUGGACAAAUUACCGUUUUAUAGCGGCACGGUUAUCCGCAUCCCCAAAUGGAUACAAUCUGUAUUAAAUACUCAUAUUGACUGUGUUGGAAUUUUGCUGAAAUUUCAACCCAGUCAACAAAUAUAUGUUGAUACAAAGUGAGGGGCUCCAGUUACACCUACUAGGUUAUUCAAUAAAAUGUUAAUUUUUAUCAGUGAACAAUAAAUUUCAGGUUUGGGCCAAUGCAGUGACAUAGAUAAAUAAUUCCAAGAAUUCUUUGAAUUCCCAACAAUUCAGACUUUAGCUAGAAUCCCUGCUAGUGUUUUUUUUAAAUCUUGUUUCUUUGUGUGUGUAUGUUCUGUAAUGAGAAACUUUUUAAAAGGAAUUUUUUGCUCUGUGCAAAUUAUGACUUUGGUCUUCUGUCGACUCAGCAUCGUUAUGUUCGUACUUGGCAUGGCCAAGCUUAAGUUUAAUGCCCAAAUUAUCAUUGUAGAUGGGCAUGUCCCUUUUCUACUUCAUGUUUUUAUUUUCCUCGCCGAACCAUACAAAUGCUUGCUUGUAAGCAUGACGAUGAUAUGAAUAUCCUGAAUUUCGCACACAAGAAUAGCAGAUAUGUUGCCUUCUGUAAUUGACAUAUUGCAGCACAUGUGAAGAAGUUGCAGUUUAUGUAGCUGUUUAGAGGCAAACCUAUCUUUGUGCAAAAUGCGGCAUUGUAAAAACAGAAAGGUCUAUGUAACAUGCCUCUUUCUAAGAAAGAAAGGAUGUGAUUUGUUUACAGAUUCAAAUAAUUUAAUGGACAGUAGCUAUUGGUACUUAUUACUUACACAUGUAUGUUUGAUGUUGUUUUUGAUUAUUUCAUUUUUUUGGUCUCCUGCAGACGGUUAGAUGCAAACCACAUUGUCACUGUUCCAGAUGACAGUUUUGAAGGUCUACUACAACUUCGACAUCUUUGGCUGGACGACAACAACUUGACCGAAGUCCCAAUUCGCCCACUCGGCAACCUUCCAUCUCUUCAAGCGUUGACACUGGCGCUCAACAAAAUCACCCAUAUCCCAGAUUUUGCCUUUUCAAACCUUUCAAGUCUUGUUGUUUUGUAAGUAUACAUGUCAGGAGCAGGGCAUUGUCUUUGUUAAUGAACAUUUUGACUGUCACAUUCUUCUUAAAAUAAGGGUACCAAAAAUAACUUAUUUAUGAAUAAAUGCUUUAUUCCAAGCACCAUGACCACUUCAUUGAUUUAAAGUGGUCAUGGUGCCUGUAGUCUGUAUGUGCAGAGUUUCGUGUUGAGUUUAAUUCCUCUCCUGCAGUAAGUGGCAUCCCAAUGACUCUACAUGAGAUGGUGUUACAUCAGCCAACGUCGAAUUCUGUGAUGUCAAUUCUGUGCUAUACCGGUUUAUCAAUACUUGUUUGAACUCAUACAUACACAUAAAUAUACACAAUUCAGAUUUCUUUCUUGACCAUAUUUAACUGAAAUUCUAAACAAUUAACACAAUUCUUUUCACGUCUCAAAAUUACAAUUGUGUUUUUUUUUCUCCAUUUUGCUUUUUUGCUAGACAUCUUCAUAACAACAAAUUAAAAACCCUUGGACAAUACAGUUUUGAUGGUUUAGAUAACUUGGAAGCGCUGUAAGUAUUGCUACUUAAUCUGAUUUUCUCUAUUUCUCUGAUCAAAAGAACCCGUGGCUUGCCACUAACUCUUCUGUGCAGUGUGACAAAAGGAUAUUUCCUUCAUUAGAGAUAUGUUGCUGGAGGGGUUUUAAGGAUGAGCAUGAUCAACAAAGAGUUUAAUUACUUUAAUAGUAAGAAAUGCAGGAUGUGGGCAGAUUUUCAUUAAAAGUAUUAAAUCUAAAUGGCAUUCCUUCAGAUGAAGCGCAUUUGGAUAAUGUUGGAUUCUUAGGUCGUGUAUUAUUGUAAUUCUUUUUUUGUUAUUUGCAAAGGUUUUUUCUAAAAUCUAUGUAUCAAAGAAACGAGCUUUGCAACAGCCCUUCUUUUAAAAAUAUAUAUAUAGUAUCUCAAACAAAUAACUAUUUUGUUUUCUUUCAUAUCUUGAGUAUCCUUUUUUUAUUUAAUUGUGACUUAAAACACAAAGCAAAAUCUCAUCGGUCGGUAAAUGAAAAGCUACGUGUGGGUAAUGUAGCUUACAGCAACCUCUAUCUUGGCUGUACAAUGCCCUGUGUUUGAUAAUAUUUGGGAGUGUUGAGGUGUUUGCCUUGAGUUUGUUUGGCUAGAGUGUGGAAGCCACAAUUUGUGUUUCCAGCUGCCGUAUCAUUGACCCAUUUGACAGGCAGUCCCUGAUAACCAGUUAAUAAGAUUUGACAAACCUUUACAGUUUCCUCAGAGAUUGCCAAGCAACAACUUGGAGGGUGGUUUGGUUAAGAAAUAUUAACUGAUAAGAAAGUUGAGCAGCAAUGCAAAACAUAUAUUUCUCUCCUAAGUUAAUGUUUAACUUUAGAAAUGAGAUUUGUGUGUUUGUGGGAACAGCUGCCUGGAUGGAUUAAGAGCUAUUUAUUUUUGAUUGUAAAAUUAGAGUGGAUUAGAUUUUUCUUUUUUCUGCAUAGUGAUGGACCGAAGUCAAGGGCAUUGACUCUUUAAUAUUUGGCAACUUACAGGAACUGAGCUUCCACCUAGGACAGGAAAUUGAGACCUCUUCCUUUUUAAUUUGUCAACAAACUUUGUCCACUCAGUGAUAAGGAACUCCGUAACUACGAACACAUAAUAUGGAACACAACCAUAAUAGAUCAGAAAAAGAACACCACUCUUAAUCAAGAGAUUAUCUUUCCCAAAGGUUGAGUCAGGAUGCUCAGGAGCUUCGAUGCUUUCUGAAGUGUCUACGUAGCUUGAAACACAGAUGGAGUGAUACAGUAUGGUACCAUCUUUUAUUUAUCACAUCUCUAGACAUGGAAAGGGAGAAUCCUCAUAUCUAAUGCUACUGAUAAGUAAAUGGAUAACACUAACGUUUACAGAUGACAGGCCUAAUUGUGUUCCAGGUGUUUCUUUAUUUGAUUUCUUUUCCAGCUGUCUUUUUUCAUAUCAGCUCUUGUGUAGACUAAGUGGGCUCAGAUUUGAUAUUCUAAGCCAUCACCUUGGCUGUGUUAGCCAUCGAAGGAGAAGCGAUUAUAGUUAUGAGUUUAGGAGAUCUGUGUCCCAGUGUUCUAGAUCUAUAACCUGUACCCCCAGUAGUUGUAACAUUUAUUAAGUUGCUUGUAUGCCAUAUGCAAGUAUUUUAUAUGAAUAUGUGUUGAAGUAUAUUUAUAUAUCUUGACCAUAGCAAUACCCUUGAUAAUUCGGUUUGUACAUUCCCAUGUGUGUUGAUUCACUUGUUGAUAGGAAAAGUACAUACAUAUUUUUUUUUUAUCAUUUAAAGAAUGUAUUCUUUCUAAGACAAACAAAAUGUGUUGAUAUGAUCAGUAAACACUAGCGGUGCCAGCCUGCUCGGAGUACAGAUUAAAAUGGAAAUAGUAAAUGCUGUACGAAGUUCAUCUCUGUGCGCCUAUUCAUAUAUCUAUUAAUGCCCUUCCCAGGGGUUAAAAACAAAAACACACAGGCCAUUUGGAUACAUUAUAUUGUAUCGAACGUUUUAGGCUUCAAAGGGGGAACUUGCUUCUCUGGAAAUUUCCCCAUUAAAUAAAACCUUGACCAUCACCUAAAAACGUGUUUUAACAUUUCUCAUGGAAUGUUGAGUUUUUCAUUGAAUAUUAAAGACUAAUGAAUUCACAACAUGAUCCAGGUUACUCCAAGCACAUCCAGGGCACAUAUUGCAAUGGACGAGGAGAAAUGGAAAUAUUGGUUUGUUUCUCCUCCUCUCAGACUGCCAGGUGCAAAGGGCAGAACUUAUAACCAGGAUUAACGGGGAUGUAAGAUGGAGACGCCCAGUUUGAAGAUAGGUGUUACAAUGUUGUUGAAUUCUAAAUGUAAUCAUUUUUUUCAACUUCAUAAAUAAACAUGUAUUAAAUAUAUGAGAUAACAAAACAUUAAAUUAUAAAUCCUGGCUAAUAACAUUUCCUUUAAAGGUUCACAGAGCAUACUAUGUAAAACACUUUCUAAAUAAGUAAAUCGUUCAUUAACUAAGGGAACAAUACGAUCUGGUGCUAAGAUUAUUUGGCUAUAAAAUAAUACAUUUUAAAGGAACACUGUAGUCACCUAAAUUACUUUAGCUAAAUAAAGCAGUUUUACUGUAUAGAUCAUUCCCCUGUAAUUUCACUGCUCAAUUCACUGUCAUUUAUGAGUUAAAUCACUUUGCUUCUGUUUAUGCAGCCCUAGCCACACCUCCCCUGGCUAUGAUUGACAGAGCCUGCAUGAAAAAAAAAUUGGUUUCACUUUCAAACAGAUGUAAUUUAUCUUAAAUAAUUGUAUCUCAAUCUCUAAAUUGAACUUUAAUCACAUACAGGAGGCUCUUGCAGGGUCUAGCAAGCUAUUAACAUAGCAGGGGGAUAAGAAAAUCUUAAUUAAACAGAACUUGCAAUAAAAGCCUAAAUAGGGCUCUCUUUACAGGAAGUGUUUAUGGAAGGCUGUGCAAGUCACAUGCAGGGAGGUGUGACUAGAGUUCAUAAACAAAGGGAUUUAACUCCUAAAUGGCAGAGGAUUGAGCAGUGAGGCUGCAGGGGCAUGUUCUAUACACCAGAACUGCUUCAUUAAGCUAAAGUUGUUCAGGUGUCCCUUUAAGUGACAAUUAGCUAUAUACAGACUUGGUAAGUAGUGUAGGUUUUAUGGUUUAUAUGUGUUUUGCCAACCAUAAUAACUAACCAAUGAAUGUUUUGGUAUUUAUUUAUUUUUUGGCUGGUUUAUUUAUUUAUUGGUUUAUUUAUUUAUUUUUAGGGAUCUGAAUUAUAACAACCUUGUUGAUUUCCCUGAUGCCAUCAAAUCACUGCACAAUUUAAAGGAGCUGUAAGUAGCCAUUGUGAUAUUUGUAAACUAGAAUAACAGAUCUUUGUGGCAUUAAUUGUGCAGAUGUUUUACCUAUUAUUAAACAGUUGACCUGAGCUUUAAAUCUGUGUAAAAAUGAAAAGGCAAUGAAAUGUCACUGAAUGAAGCAUGCUGCCAUCUGUAAAAUCCAUUUAUUUUGAGUAGAAAACCUUCCAUUUGUCACAUAAAAGGUUUUGUCCCCCUACGUGUUCAGACAGGCAUACGUGACCUCUCCUGUUGCUUUGGACCAUGACUUGAUGCAUGGCUAGACUGCUCUGUUUAUUGUGCAUUUGCAAAUUGGGACUGUUCCUUCAGUAAAGUAAUUACAUUACAUUUGUUUAUCCAUUUUCCCGCAGCAAGCGUUUCUGUGCUUUACAGAAAGCUUGUACUGAGUUUUGCAGAGUUACAGAAAAGUACUAAAAAUAUUAUAUUUGUAUUUAUAUCUGUACCGUGAUUAGAUUCUGUAACGUUAACUUAUUGGAAUCUAACUAAAUAAUGCAGUCAUGGUCCAUGGCCUGAAUAAUGUACAGGUGAGAGUUAAAUUAUUCUGGUCUGCAAAUAAAAUAGCAGACUGCUUGCGUCAAGAAAGCGAAACAAUAAGUCGAACAAAAAAAUAAAUAAAUAAAACCCUUAAAAUGAUAAAGCAUGUGCAUUUUAAAGUUUGUGUUUUCUUUUGCAUGUUUUCUUGCGGGAGUGUAAUUUAACAAACAUUUCUGUAUUUUAUUUCCCAUGUCACAUAAGAUGAAAAUAUGGAAAUUCUUAAGUAGAUAUUCUUGUGUUAAUAAAUGGUUAAUGUUUGCUAUCUAAAUGCUUUCCAAACAUUAUUCUUAAAAUCAUUAAAUAAUUUUUUUGCAGGAUCAAACUAAUUCAGGUUGCCAUUUCACUCUGAUCUUGGUGUUGGUAAAUUCUUGUACCCGGAACUAAAAAGCUUGCUAGAUGAUAUCUGUUGGCGCUAUAUAAAUAGCAAUAAUAAUAAUAAUAUAAAUGUGCAAUGGGAGACUAUUUAUAGUGGCCCAGUUGUCCAACAAGAUUGGGAUCAUUGGGAGAGGGCGUAAUUUAAUGUACAAACCAUUACUAAUAAUGUAGACUGUUCUAGAAGGACAAUAGCAUUCCACAGGCUUUGUACUCUUAUUGAACAGUUUUAAAAAACAAAAAAACAUAACAGUGUGAAACAAAAAAUAUAACUGACAUUUUUACUUUAUUUUAUAAUACAUGGUACCUUUUUCUUACAGUGCAAAUUGAGUGGCGAUGUUGGAAUUUUGUUAUGGUUAGUUUACAGUACAUAUUCUUUUUGUUUAUUUUUAUUUUUCUCCUUUGAUUAUUAUUUCAGGGGCUUCCACAGUAAUUCCAUUUCUACGAUCCCUGAUGGGGCGUUUGUGAAUAACCCUUUGUUAAAAACAAUGUAAGUAACUGGUGAUCUGCUAAAUUGGUUAUUUUAUACAUUGAUUUACAACUCACACCUGUAUUAGUGAGGGGUCUUAUUGUACUGAUAGUAAUACUUUAAGAAUGAAGUACAGAACUAGGAAUUUGAUCCUUUAUAAUUUCCGCUCAGAAAAAAUAAAAAGAAUCCUGCCUUGUGCUUGUUUGUUGUAAACUUAUUUUAUUCAGGAUUCAAAGAUUUAAAAGUAUAAAUUAAAAACAGAUAUCAUUCAAAACGCCUUACUUAAGAUCAAUGUGAGAUGACUGCAUAUACUCAUUAUACAACAGCGUUUUUGAACAAAUGACUGUUCCAUCUGGUGUUCCGCUUCCCACAAUGUCAUCGAAGCAUAUCAUGGGAGGCGGAGCUCCAGACUAAAACCGCAUUCAUUUAAAAACGCUGUUGUAUAUUCAGUAUAUGCGGUUACCCCGCAUUGAUCUCUAGCAGCAACAGCUUCUUUAAAAUGUGUUUUAAGUGCAUUUAUAAAAUCCCAUAAAUAAAGAUUCAUGUUAACGAUUUCAAUUGUCAUUUUGGUUCAACAGUUCUAAGGUCCUUUCCUGCCUAAUAGAAUUCUGUUCUGUAGGAAUAAACCGCGUCCAUGUAUGUUUAGUCAUAGGGAUUGCCUUGGCCAAAUUGUAUUCGUGCAUGCUUCCUUUGUGUGCAAGUGACAAUCAAACUGAGCCACCGCCUCUGACUCACGUUGUGGGUUCUGGUAAAAGUCUCCUCCGAGCGAUCAGAAACAUGGAGGGAACUUUGACAGUGAUAAGAGAAUCAUAACAUUAUGUAUGUUUUAUUAUUAUUAUGAUUAUGUUUUAAAUGCUAUCCUCCAGGUGUACACAGUAAUAUAGGAAGUGCAUACCACGGUUUUGUAAAUGUUAUAUAAUCUUGGAAUUAUUUAAGCCGUAGAAAUAAUGACAAAGAAUUAGAGGGGGGAGUAGGAAUCUGUUCUGCUUUACAUCCAAUGCUAGACUACUUCCCAUUCUCUAUCCAGAGCCCCCGGAUCCUUUGGUGACAGAAGAUGUUGUGACUUACAGACAAUAAUUUCUUAAUUUGUUAAACUCUCCAAAACCUAUUUCUAGUAAUCAGCAAAUCCAGGCUCUUUUCACAGCUAGAAUAGGACAAGAAAGUGUGUAUAACUAAUGGUUCUUAGAAAAAUGAAGACGGCAUACCUGCUGCCAAGAUGGUAUAGCUCUGGGACAAGACCACCACGUGCCAGAAAAAUAAAUGUUUUGUUAUUUUGGAGUGUGGGGGUCUUGUCAAAAGCUUUAUCAAAAAUUUAAAUUAAAAAAAGCUUGUCUGUGCAAGUGAGGUUUUAUAUAAUCUGACUGGUUUAACGGCGUUCUGUUUACAUUUAGGGGAGUGAGGCUCAUUUGCAAAACACAAGAUAACUACAGAUGUGCCCAAAUGUUUGUGAGCUGCUCAAUGAAGUCAUUCUGUUCCAUAUUUUUCAGACACUUGUACGAUAAUCCCUUGUCUUUUGUUGGGAAUUCGGCAUUUCAGAACUUAUCAGACCUCCACUUCUUGUAAGUACUUGUCUACCCUUUUCUAGAAUGUGUGAAGUGAGAUACUUGACACGGUAUUAGUUGCACUGUGUGCUUUCUAUAAUUAUACUGCUUAACGGUAGCAUGACCUGAUGACCUUCAAAAGGUUGAAGAGAAAUGUCAAAAUGGCAAAGCGGCAGGGUGGCUUAUCGCUGUUAUGUCCUAAGUCUUUCGAAUAUUUAACAUUUAAAGGAAAAUAUGGGACUUUUGAAAUUUAGUACUUUAGGGAUUAAUGAUGGUAUCAUUACCAUUUUGUCUUUGGUGACCUUAUUCCAGUAUGUAUUGUGUUAAUUAUUUGGCUUCAGUAGGCUUCUACAUAGCUUACUGCAGCCACUACACCCCAGGUGCCCAAAGUGCUUCUGGUCUUCUCAAUCAGGAGUCGCAGGAUGUCGAUGUAUGAUAUAAGGCAAUUAAUGAGCUGACAUCUGAGUUUUGUCUCUAAGAAGAGUGGAUGAGUUGCCGGCUGCUGGUGGAAGUGCUGCUGAAACCUGCAUAUCUUUAAAUUCUUGCCUUUACGGUCUGCCUUGUGAGACUUGGUUUGAGUAGUGAUCAUUCCUAUUGUUAUUGGAUAUCCCAAGCAAGCUUAUGUUAACUGGUUUUGAUUAAGAAGUAUGCAUGAUUGAAGACUAAAUUAGAAUGGCAGAAAUAAAACUGUUCAUUUUCACUUUGGUUUAAUGUUUUGUUUUUUGUUUUAUUAUUAAUAUUUUGGCAUGUAUUACACAAAGUGUAUGGUGACAAAGUAAAUUUUACAGAGCGCAUCUCGGUUGCACUUUAUUGAUCUAUUCCACUUUCUUUAUUUAGGGUUAUCAGAGGAGCAACUAAUGUUCAGUGGUUUCCCAAUCUUACAGGAACUGUUAACCUAGAAAGUCUGUAAGUAUAGUUAUUCAUUUUUUUGAAUUAGAUGUACAUUUACUGUUAAUACAUUUUUCGGUUUAACUAAUCCUAUGCAUUCACAUUUGUUGUAGUCCAUUGAUGUGCAGUUACACAAGCUUACUUGCAUAAUCUGUGUGUGAGAAUUGCACUUUUACUCCCUAAUGGCUUAAUUUGUACGAUUAUACUGGAGAAACAAACUAUCUUUUACGUUUCCAUAACGCACGUAUUCGGACACAACGCAUACCUACCAAGCGCACCAGAUCUGGGGUUCUCUUCUGCUGUCAUAGGUUUUUUUCCCCUGCUGUCCCACAUCUUGGGAUUCCAAGGAAUUUCUCCAGUUGAUGCAACACAUUAUUAGAUACACCCUCAUUGCACUUGCUCAGUGCAAGACCAUGAGUAGAGUGCCCCAGGAGCUCUCUGUGCAUUGUCUGCUUUGAAUUGACUCAAUGUACAGCGCUACGGAAUGUAAUGGCACUAUAUAAAUAAUUAAUGAUAAUAAUAAUUGGGCUGACCAGAGCGCCAACCUAUCAGCCUGCCAUGCAUGCAGACCAAUACAUCCUCUUAUCUGGGCAUGUCCACUUCAUGGGGGAGUCCUCCCUUUUCAAUGAAUGGCCCACCUGUUGUUAAUACUCUUUUCUGGCCUGCCCACCUGCCCAUUCCCCUUCCAUACCUCCCAUCGUUGAGUUAAGGGAAGUAGCAAGAAUUAUAUAGCAAAAUCACUCCAUAUGAAAGUAUCACAAUUGGAACAUUCUCUUAAUCACGCUUAAUGUAAGAAGAAGAAAAAAAAUAGUUUUCUAUUAAUUGUAUGUUAAUUAAUAGCUUGAUUGGUGAGAUAUAAAAAAAAAAUCAUAUGUAUUCUUGCCCCCGACAUUGGCCUUAUAAAUAACUGAACAUGCUUUUGGAUGCUUGUGACUUGAACACCCUGGAGAUUAAUGCAAAGUCAUACGUUCAACAAUUCUUAGCGGAUUAUAACGUCCAGACUAUUGUUGUUAUGAGAGACACCAGAUGUGCAAGUUGUGUAUUUAUACCUCGCUUUAUAUAAAUGACACAAUUGAAAGUUAAUGAUUUGUCAUGCCCUUAAUGCAGCCAUUAGCGUGAAAUUCCAGUAGAUCAUGGCCUCACAUCUGCUUUUUCUCCUGGUCCUUAUCCUCUCAUCUGUUAUCAUUGAAUCUUGCUUAAAUAUACAUCUGUGACCUGUUUUGCAGGACCUUGACAGGCACAAAGAUAAAGAGUAUUCCACCAACAUUUUGUCAAGAGCAGAAGAUACUUCGAACUCUGUAAGUUCAUCUUUGUUUCAGUCCGUUUUUUCUUUGUACUCCACAAAUAAAAUUAGCAUUCAAAGAUAAUUUUAUUUCGGUUUUAAGAUCUGUUUGUCAAGCCAUAGUGUAAAUGUGUUUGUGUUUGGUAAUGUUGUUUUUGAGUCAGUCAUUUGAAGCUGACAUGAGUCUUAGAGGUGCUGCCAUCCAAACGAUGCCGUACUGUUAUCCUUGUAAUAUUGCUUUGGUUCUGCCCCUUCAGCUUUGUUUGUGUAACUGUCCCUAGUGAGAACUAAACAUUGCAUUGUUUCCUUGUUGUGAUGUACGCAAUAUCCAUGUUUUUGAAGGAGUUGGAGAUAUUAGGGCUUUGGUCAGGAACCAAAACAAGGUCCCCAUUCAAUUUUCUGUGGUUUCUUAUUGGUUAAAACAAACCUUUAUCCAUAAUGGCCCAGGCAAUAAUUUUAAUGAACCAAGCCUGCGUUUCCCAGUGUUUUUGGGAACACCAUUGACCCCUGGACAGGUCUAGUGAAAGGUGGUUUGUUAAUAUUAUAAAUGAACAAUGGGUUGUUGAGCUAUUCUACAAUACAGAGCCACUGAGUUAAUGCCAUUUUCAGAAAUUGGGUCCUCUGUUAUUAAAAAACAAACAAAAAAAAAAACGCAAACCUCCAUGAAUAUAUAGUGUAAUAUUGUGUAAUAGUUAAGCAGGCAAACAGCCAUCAAAGACCGUGACCUAAAAACCAAAAAAUUGGAACAAAGGAGGAUCUAAAGUAUUAUUAUAGAUAAUUGGCUCGUCCUCUUUAAAAUAUCAAAUGACAUUAAAUAGCUGUAGAGGUAUUUUGUAUUGUUUGAAGAUAUAUUUAAAUAUACAAUAUUUAAUAAGAAGAUGAAGGAAAAAAAAAAACUAUUCCCUAUUUUUUCUUUUCUUUAGGGACCUGUCCUACAAUGAGAUCACAGACCUAUCUGGCUUUGAAGGUUGCAGUGCCCUAGAGGAAGUGUAAGUAGUUCGCUAAGUGAUUUUUAUGCUUCUUAAAAUGCAUUUGUCAUGUAACAAAAAAUGACAUGGCGGAACGUGUAGAUAAAACUAUUUUGUCUAUACAUGUGUAAGCCAUAGAUUGCAUCCCAUGAAACAGUGAAGACUUCUUAAUGCUUUAUCCCUGCAUUGUGGUUUUUGAACCACUUUCACGUAGAUUAAACAUCUCUUCCCUCUCCUCUCAUCCCGCUCCCCCGUUCCAACUUCUUUUAAAUUGGUUGCAGUAAGGGGGGAAAUAAGUCUGUGGAGGUUAGUAAAAAAAAACAUGGCGGGGAUCAGACAGACACAAUGGGAACUCUGUGUAUCGAUCUAAUAUUUAGAAAUAAAAUUGUAGUCUAAAGAUGAUCUGCGUUGGUAAAAGGAAUUUAAAAACCAGCUCAUUAUGGUUUAUCCUGUGGUUAUUAUAUUGUUUACUAAAGAUAUAUAAUCAGAAUGCCCAGUAGAGAAAACCCUCCAAGAGAAUCAGAGUAAAAUAAACUUUGUGUGAUACACCAGGAAAAACCUGCAUCUGAAACCGAGUGGAAUGCAGUCACUGUUUAAAUGUUUACUGUAUUCAUUGUAUGUAACCAAUGGUUUUGGCAAUGUCGCUUGAUUAAAAACCCAGAUUGUUUUAAUUUUAGAAUUUUUUUAUUUUGUUUUUAUAUUUAUUUGUAUAUGUAUUUUUUGUAUUAGUUAUCUACAGCACAAUCAAAUAAAAGAAGUUCUGAACAAGUCUUUGCAAGGCCUUACAUCUUUACGUAUACUGUGAGUAUAAUUCAGUAACUUACUAAACAUUAUUUUAGAAUGUUCUUUUAAACUUCUCUUGAAAACGGCAAGGACUGUUUAUAUAGUUGAAGCUUUGGAGUUUGGCAAAGUGAUCACUAGUGGUAGGCCUGGUAGACCUGGAGACUGGUCUGCUUCCUUAUCUUUACAUUUCUACCAAUCAUAUGUGCUUUGACAUGUUCAAAGAUUUUGAUAAGAAAGCAUUGCAAAUCAAUCCUGGUAAAUCCUCCACAGUAAGGACCACCAUAUGUUGCAUGCUUUGAGGUCCCCUUCUAUGAAAGCAGAGAAUCUGUACCUUGUGAUAAGAGAUACUGUUUAUAUACCUUGUUCAUGAAUUAAAGCUUGUUUUUACCAUAAUAACAAUCUGUUUUGAAGUUAGUUAUUUGAAAUUGUUGUGUACAUUUUUAGACUUUAUAAAUAACAGGUUAUGUUUCUGGUAGCAUUGUAACUAUUGUCAAUUGGCUUCCCAUGCUUUGUACCUUAAUUCGCAGCUAAAGCAAGCCAGCGGUCAAGCUACAGAGGCUAAUUGGGAGUCCGACUGAGCCCUAUGAGCCCAGAAACUUAUAAUUUAUUUGAAAAAUAAUAAAAUAGAAUGUUUUUUUCCCCCUGCAAUUUCUUAUGUUUAAAAGACAUUGUAUUACAAGCAACUUCAAUAUUAAUUAUUUUUUUUUACAUUUAAAUGAAAUUGGGGAAACAACUUGUGGACUCAGUGUUUUAAAAGCUGUAAGAUUGUGUUCAACAUAUGCUGUGAUACACUGAGAAGAAAAAUCACCAAAACUGAGAUAUAGUAUGUCGAGGCACUUAAAAUGUUUGGCCUUGAGCAGUUACUUGGAAUUGUCGAAGAUUAAGGAAGUCCAGCAAGUAGUUGAGAUAUUGAAAUUGAUAUCGCUAAGCUAAUGAGUGAUUUUUAUAUAUUUUAAUAAUUGCAGGGACCUGAGCAGAAACCUAAUCCAGACGAUUCACAAUGAAGCAUUUACCACACUCUCUUCACUAAGUAAUCUGUAAGUAACUCGUUCUCAGAUAGCUGCUUCAGUCAGGAAAUAAUCUCUUUAGUUUGAUUGAAAUUACUGUGCACUCAUUUUUUUAUUUAUUUUUUUACGUUAAGAGGAUUACGUGCUGAAAGUAUUUCAUAAUUUCCAAGACCCCUCUGGGUAGAAGAUCUUAAAAUCGACGUAAUUAACAUUACAAUGACAAAUGUGUUAUUAAAGCCAGUUUAGUCAGGUGAAUAUUAACCACUUAGGGACUGAGGAAAUUGUACAAGUUCUGAACCAAGACAAAACCUGGAAUUUGAGCUAUAUGUCUGUUCAACUGUAAUUUACCUCUUUCAUGUUAAGUGCACCCAGACUUAUUGGAGAUCAUUUUGUUCAAGAGAAAUGAGGCUUUUGGUGUGAGAAACAAACACUUUUUGCUAUUUUCGAGUUCUGUAUUUUAACAGAGAAUUACAGAAUACUGUUAGCUUUUACUGCAAUAAAACGCUCCUAUGUGUAUUCAGCGUGAUAAGUACUAUCCUUUUCUGUCAAAAAUAAAACUGCUUUGCACCCUUCAGUCUGCAGUAUUAUCCCACCACAACUUGCAUUAAAUAUCAUGCAGCGAUGAUCCAAUAGGAUGGGAGAACAUAGUAGGUAAAGGAUUGAUACAUAACCACAAUAUGUGCCCUUAUAGUCCCAUAACUGAACUGGACUUCCAUUACAAUUAUUAACCUUUUAAUAUAUUUGUAAAAUAAAACAAGAAUAAAAUGUGGCAUUGCCGGGGAAAAAUAAAACCAGGUUUUCUGUGAUUUUAAAUGUUUUUAUUUAGUGGUGCCAUUUCCAUAGAAUUGGCAGCUACCCAUUUAAAGGGUUUCAUUAUUAGAAACCUCUGUACUAUUUUUAUUUAAUCUUCAAAACAGAAAGCAAAUGGUUUAUGUGUUUCUUAUAAACAUAUAUGCCAUAGAAAUGACGGGGCAAUUUAUGAUCUCCAAAGAGUCCAAAGACCCCAUGUAAAAAUCCAGACUGACCAAUAACCGUGAUUUUAGAUAUUUUUAUAAGCGAACAUACAAAAGUAUAACCACUAAAAGCAGGUGUUAAGCAAACCUACUAAAUAGUGUGCCCUCCAAAACACAAAAAAAAUAGUGAAACAUACAAAUAGGUAGGAAUGCAGAGAAUGAGAGUGACACCUCCCAAGGCAAAAUAUUUAUAAAAGUGUAUAUGUGUGUGAAUAUAUACAUAUAUAGAGUGAGAAAAUGUCACUCCAAGGUUUUCCAAAUCAAAAUCUUCUUUAUUCUGAAAAGUUUUUAAUCAGGUGUCCUGAUGAAAGCUCCUUAGGGGAGCUGAAACGUUGAUGUACUUUUCAGAAUAAAGAAGAUUUUGAUUUGGAAAACCUUGGAGUGCCGCUAUUUUCUCGCUUUAUAUUAUCUAGCAACCAGAGCACCAGGUAUUUACUUUUUUUGAUUGGCGUGCAGGGGUUAAAUAUAAAGUUUUAUUAUUAACAAUUGGUUAACAAACGCUAUUAGAGUGGAGGAUUCCUUCCUCAUACCCCUAAGUUCUCAGAGUUAUAGAAUGUGAAAUACCUCGGUCCACAUGCAGUGUAGAGCGCCAAGCCUUUUAUGAAAAAUCCAUUUCAGAUUAAAACAUUGAGUCAGUCAUUUGGACGGAAUAGAAAUCUCUACCUCGUGUGGGCAGAGGAGCUUUUGUGUUCGGUUAUUCCCUAUAUUUUUCUUGAAAAUAUCAUAUGGGUUUUAUUUAUUUAUUUUUAAUUUCCUUUUCAGCGAUCUUUGUUUUAAUGACUUGACAUCAUUUCCAACUGAAGGACUUCAAGGCUUAAACCAGCUGAAACUCACAGGAAACCCCAGGCUAAAAGAGUCAUUUGCAGCUAAGGACCUAUUGAAACUCCGGUAAAUAAUCUUCAUAAUGAACUUUUCUUUUACAUUUAAAUUUCUUCUUACAAUGUUGUUGUAAUUUAACUGUUAUUGAGUAUGUUGUAGAUUUCUGAGUAUUUGUGCACAAGAAAUUUCUGUUUUUGAAGUUUUUAUUUCUGUUUUAUUCUACUACACUAUUUGAACUUGCUUUUCUGGGUCGUUUUGCUAAUUUCUUAAACAUCUGUUUGUUUGGUUUUAGGUCGGUAUCUGUUCCAUAUGCUUAUCAGUGCUGUGCAUUUUCUGGUUGUGAUUCUUACUUGACCUCUACCAUUGAGGAUGACAGCUCUAAGUACCAGAAACUUCUAUCAGAGCACGAGAAAGGUAUUUAUAUAAUGAGAGCAUGAUUUUACAAUCGUACCAGACAACAGGAAAGAUAUGAACUAUGUAAAAAGAACACAAGUAAGCUGACUACAUGUCCGAAAAUAACAGCCAUGCAAAGUAACCAAAGCUAGUGUGUUUUCAUGACUCUUGUCUGCAUGUGCCCGGCAUCUCAAAAGUGGUCUUAGUGGGACGGUUUCAGGUCUAUCCUGGAACAUAAGCGGUGCUUAUUGAAGAAAGAAACCAGCAUCACAUGAUAUAUUCCGUUGCGGCUUGCUUUUUAAAAUUGUUAAAACUAAGAUUGACUUAAAUAAUGAAAUGCUGUACUUUUGUUUCUUUCUUCCAUUGAAUUUUGGUGAGCUGACCACUAACUCGGGUAUCUGGGUAAAAGAACACUGUCAAAUGUGCAAGCAUUGACUUAAUUAUAUAGAGCGAAAUCAACCCGUGCAGCAGUUUGAGUUUGUUUAUUUUUUAUUAAGUGGCACUUCUUGCCAAGCUAGCUAAAGAUGGCCGCCCCCACAUUAUUAUUAUUAUUAUUAUUAUUAUUAUUAUUAUUAUUAUUAAAUAAUACACUAGGUUAUAUUACAUGUAAACUUUUUUGUUUUCCUUAAAGUUAUCAUUUCUGGCUGUAAAACAAGCAAAAUAUUUCCGUUGCAUGCUAGGAAAGGGUUUACUAUUUGGUGAAUUGUUUUUUGUAUAAAAAUGUUAAUACACUAUAAGCACAUUGUUCAUGCUCUCUUGCUUAGUUUUGUUCUGACGACAGGUAUGCAAGGCAUUCUAAUUAGCUGAUCUAUUUCGCUCUCUUAUAAAAGUUAAUGAUUUGUGACUUUUUAUUUUUUACUCCACCUUGGGAUUGGAAUUGUAGAAUGUAUGUUGCAUCUAUGUAGGUGUGGGCACUUUAGAUGUCUUGGUGUUUUUGAACUCUAUUAACCAACUCUGUCUUUCAGGAAAAAGAUUUGUGGAAUAGACUAAUUAGGAAUUGAGCAGAUAAAAAAAAAAAGUUUUAGAAACUAUUAAUAAACUUAUUAUGCCAAUGAAUUUAAGUAAUAUUAAAGGGACACUAUAGUCACCAGAACCACUACAGCUUAAUGUAGAGAAAAGGCAGUGUCUACAUUGCUGCCGAGUAGCACUUCUAGUGACAGUCACUUAGACAGCCACUAGAGGUGCUUUUUGGUUUAGUGCUACACAGUGUGCAUGGAGGCGCUUCACAUUCCCCAUAGAGCUGCAAUGAGUCAAUGAUUUGUGCAGUGUUUUGCAACAAAUGCGCCAUAGCCUCCCAAUGCUUUCCUAAGAGAAAGCAUUGGAUUGGCUGAGAUCAUAAAGUUUGAGGAUCUUAGCCAUGGAGUUUAGACCAUCCGUGGCAAAACCUGCACCGUCACCUGCAUGUGCAGCAGCCGUGCAGAUCUCCGUGUUAGCUGUAAUGCACAAGACUUCCCAUCAUUUCUGUGGACAAACACUGUUCAUGCCUUGUGUUAACGUGUAUUAUGCACAUUACAGCUUCUCUCACAAAACUGGAAUGAUGUCGAAGGAAAGGGACUGAAAUAAAGAUAGGAGAAGAAAUCACUUUUUUGCUGAAAUACAGAUGUUUUGUUGGGUGCAUAGGGAAACACGCGGUAGAAUGUCCUUUAUUAUUGAACUAUAUAUUGUUUUUUUUGGUUUUUUUUACUAUUAUAAAAUUAGACUGUAUUUGGGAAAAUAAGUGCUAUAUCUUUCUUUUUGUAGGCACCAUAGAUUCAGAUUAUAUGAACACAGAAGAAGAUAAAGAACAUGUUCAAACCGUAGUCCACUGUAAUCCCUCUACAGGUAAAUUGUUAUUAAUUGUGAUUGUAUUUGUUUUAUUGCAGUACAACAAUAGUUUUCUGCCCACCAAACGUAGAAUUCAGAAUUUUGUUUGGCCCUUAACUCCUAAACUUGGGACAAAUGCACAUUGGUGACUUUUCAGUUUUUUUUGUAGAGGCUCCAUGUUUGAAGUGCACAGGUAGAUUUAUAAAUGUAUUAGAGGAAUUCUGAACUCCAUAAGCAUUAAAUCUCCUAGUACAGUCACGUCAGUGCUCAGAGGGCUCCUCUAAUUCUAACAGUUGUAGGGAAUUUCAGUAUUUCCAAGAACAUAUUGAUACAUUUUAAGCAUCUUCACGUUUCAAGCUUAAAGGAACAAUAUAGUCACCAGAACAACUACAGUUUAAUGUAUUUGAGUGACUGCCACUGAAGGUGUUCUUAGUAAUGUUUACGGCCACUAGAGGUGCUUUCUGGGUCGUGCAACACGGACGUUCAGCAUCUUCACACCCUGCAUGAAGGCGCUGAACAUUCCUCAUAGAGAUGCAUUCAUUCAGUGCAUCUCUAUGAGGAGGUGCGUUUUUGCUGUGCAUGCUUAAUAGCCUCUCAGUGCUUUUCUAUAUGAAAGCUUUGGAUUGGCUGAGAUCAUCAACAUUGCCAAGGGGGUGGAGCGUGAGUGGGGCCUCCCAUGACAGGUCCUGGGCGGUGCUGAAAAAAGGUGAAUAAAUCACCUUUUUAACUGGAGGUAAGGGUUCCCAGGCGACUAAACAGCUAUUUAGACCUAUAGUGUUAGGGAUACACUUGACACUAUAUAAUUUGUAUUCUUGACACUAUAGUGUUUCUUUAAAGGAACAUUCUAGUCACCAGAACAACUUUAGCUUUUGAAGCUGAUUUGAUGUAUAGAUCAUGCACAUUUAGUCUCACUGCUCAAUUCUGCUAUUUAGGAGGUACAUCACUUUGUUUAUAAAGCCUUAGUCACACCUCCCUGCAUGUGACUUAACAGCCUUUCUAAGUACUUCCUGUAAAAUGAGAUCUAAUGUUUAAACUUCCUUUAUUUCACAGUCUGCCGCCUCCCCUUUUUUAUGGUUAGUUUACGGUAUAGCAAUUAUUAUAUUGUAAUAUAUUGUCUUUCUUAUUUCAGGUGCCUUUAAACCAUGUGAAUAUCUUCUUGGCAGCUGGAUGAUCAGACUUACGGUGUGGUUCAUCUUUCUUCUUGCGGUGAUCUUCAAUCUAAUCGUUAUUCUGACCAUGUUUGUUUCUUGUUCUCCACCAUCCUCAUCCAAGAUUUUUGUUGGCCUGAUUGCAGUCUCCAACCUGUUCAUGGGUGUGUACACUGGCACCCUAACCAUACUGGACACCGUGUCUUGGGGAAAGUUUGCAGAGUUUGGCAUAUGGUGGGAGACUGGCAGUGGAUGUAAAAUGGCUGGUUUCCUUGCCAUUUUUUCUUCUGAGAGUGCAAUAUUCUUCCUGACCUUGGCAGCCAUUGAACGGAGUUUAUCUGCCAAAGAUAUCAUCAAGAAAGAGAAAAGCAAACAUUUAAAGAAAUUUCAGAUUGCUUCCGUUUUUGCUUUCCUGCUAGCUAUAGCGGCAGGAUGCUUACCGUUAUUUCAUGUUGGAGAAUUCUCAGCGUCUCCUCUGUGCUUGCCUUUUCCUACAGGUGAAACCCCUUCUCUUGGGUUUACAGUGACAUUGGUUUUACUCAACUCAUUGGCUUUCUUGGUAAUGGUGAUAACCUACACUAAACUCUAUUGCACCUUGGAGAAAGAAGACCUCUCUGAGAAUGCAGAGUCCAGUAUGAUCAAACAUGUUGCCUGGCUGAUCUUCACCAACUGUAUCUUCUUCUGCCCCGUUGCAUUUUUCUCCUUUGCCCCACUGAUCACUGCCAUCUCAAUCAGUCCAGAAAUCAUGAAGUCUGUAACCUUGAUAUUUUUUCCUUUGCCGGCGUGCCUCAACCCAGUACUUUAUGUUUUCUUUAAUCCUAAAUUUAAGGAAGACUGGAAAUUAUUGCGGUGGCACUUGACCAAGAAAAGUGGCUCAGCCGCAGUUGCCACGAACACUCAGAGAGGAUGCGUAACUCCAGACUAUUUCUAUGAUUUUGGAAUGUAUAAGCAUUUUGAAGGCAACUUUGCUGUGUGUGACUACUGUGAGACAGUUAUUUUAAAGAAUCCACCACCCUGUAAACACUUAAUAAAGUCGCACAGCUGUCCUACCCUGGCUGUUGUACCCUGCCAACGACCUGAGAACUAUUGGUCAGACUUCGGUACUCAGUCUGCUCACUCAGAUUGUGCAGAUGAGGAAGAUUCAUUUGUGUCGGACAGUUCAGAUCAGGUACAGGCCUGUGGUCGGGCCUGUUUUUAUCAGAGCCGAGGAUUUCCAUUAGUCCGAUAUGCUUAUAAUAUACCAAGAAUGAAAGACUGAAUCCAUCCUUCUGGACUUAUUCUGUUUGGAGUAUAAUACUUCUCAAGGAACAGAAUCCGAGUGAGGACCUACCGCAAGGGAGCACUUUUAUAAGCUUGUCACUUACAAGAAGGGAAGUGGGCAAAAUAACUGAUACUCCUUAAAAUUCCUUGUUUCAGGGCAUGCCUUUGGUUAUGCGCAGCUAAUAUUGCGCUCGGAAGUGCCCCAGCUGUCUAGGAACACAAAGAAGAGUGGUUGCCCAGACUAGAAAUCAUUUGUAAACCAAAUUUUGUAGCUGAAAUGUUUUCUAAUCACUUUAAGGCAAUAUGUGGUUCAUUUAAAAGUGUCACAGUCCUCCUUUAUUUGCUUUAGCGCUUGUAUCUUUCUGGAAUUUUAAUAGCUUCUGUCAGUGAAAUGGGAAUUUUGUCAUUUCCUUGCAAAGCAACACAGUGAUGCCAGCUGAUAACAUUAUCUAUCAGAAAAGAAUAUAACUAUUGUGCUUGUUGUAUGUUCAGGUACUCAGGUUAAUUUACUGCAGGGCAAACAAAAGGAGUAUAUUCUGUUAGUUGGGAAUCUGUGGUUAUAGGUACAGCAUGUCUCCAGGAAAAGCCAUUUUUAUUGUCUAAGAAUGGAAACAUACACAAGCAUUUCUUGGUCUGUACAUUGCAGAAUAUAUCACACAAUAUUAAUUGUCCAGUACAACAUGCACAAUAUUCAGUAUUAUAUCCAACAUGGGUCUCUCUUAGAAAAGGCUUAGAAAACUGUUAAACAUGUGGUUUGGCUUGUUUUGCACACAGGAUCACUUUCACUAUCCUGAUGACAAGUGGUUAACCAGGUCUAGCCAGGCAUCAAGGUUUUUCGUUCUUGUCAGUUUUCACAUAUAAUAAUACUAAGCCAAUUGUAUAAUUAAGUCUAUAAUUUUUUUAUUUAUUUUUUUAUGGAGAAGAAAUUUAGUAUGAUCAUGUAAGUUCCAAAACCAUCAACAAUGUUUCAAGAGCAGAGAGAGCAAAACUUACUAUCCCCUAUGAAAUACUAGUAGGAAAAAAACCAUAGACACAGUAAGUGUUAAAACAAGUCUCAAUCCCACCCUACUUAUAGUCCAAAGACUGUCUGUGUCUAUUGGAAGUUAAACAGCCAGUGUCUUGCAGGCUUCCCAAGCCAAUUAUGUUCCCAUAAUAGACUAUAUAUGUGCAGAGUGCAGCGCGUAAUGUAUUGAAAAAUACAUUCAUACUUUAUUUGAAUAGGCACACACUACUGAUUUAACCAUGAAGCAAAGUCAAUACAUUUUUGGAAUUGUAAUGGACAGAAUGAAACUAUUCUAUGUCCCUAAAACAUGAAUUGUGCUUAACUGAAAGUACAAACCUUUGUAUUAAACUUAAGUGAUUUUGGGAGCAUUUUUUUUUUUUUUUUUUUGGUGUGCUAAUUCACACUUCAUGGAUUUCAAAGAGCUUUAUCCAUUAAACUAUAUUUCCUUUGACCAAGAUAUGUUCCUUUUAAACAUUACCCAUGGGUAUGGUGAGUACAGGAUGGGGCACUAUGUGGAAAACCAUGAGCAGGACCUCCAAAUUAAAUAGAUGCCAAAAACCGAUGAGACAGAAGUGGACCACCCCAAAAUGGAUGGGAUUUCAGUUUUAGGCACAGCCAUGUGGCCUAUUACACGUAAUAAAACACCAGUAUUGCCGUCACACUUCGAAACUGAGAAAAUAUAUCAAUUUUAUGGACAGCCUUUCCAAGUUAAGUUUGCAGUUCAAAUCCAGCAUUUGUCCAUCAGUCCUUUACUUUUUAGGUUUUUAAGUUGCCAAUUAGUUUCUUGAUCACUAAAGAUACUAUUUUACACUACAGAUUUGCAGGACCUUUCUAUGUCAUCCAUUAUUUGACUGCCUCCUUUAUGUUAUUUUAUUAGGCUUUUGCUUUUAAUUUUGUCCAUCUACACAAUACUGGUCAAAAGGUUUCUGUAACACUUCUACAGAGCAGGUGGAGAGUUAGGACCUUUGUCUAUUGAUCUUUGAAGAAUCGGUUAAUAGAGAGAUACUAAAUAAAUGGUAAUGAGUGGGGGGGGGGAGAGAUACUAAAUAAAUGGUAGUGGGGGGGACGGGGUGACAUAACCUGGUGCUUUGUAAUUACUAAUUGCACCAAGCAGAAUAUCUGUGCCACAUAUCAAAGGUACACAAUCCUGACCCCUAAAUGUGGACUUGUCUUUUCGUUAGCUUGUUCUGUAAUUGAAUAGAUUAAAAAAAAAAUAAUCUUGGUUGCUUCUGCAAAAAUGCCAAAUAUUCCCCAUUUACCAAUUUUAUUUUUUUAUAUAUAUAUAUUUUUUUUUUUUUUUUUGUGAUUCACCCCAAAUACAUGUUUGAAUAAUGUUAUUAGUUCUAUGAGCACUUAAUUACAAAUUGUUUUUAUUACCAAAAAAAAACAAAAAAACAACUUUGAAAUAAUUUUAAGUAACAUAAACACGCUGCAAUCUUUGCUAACUUUCUUCUCAUUAAAAGGCAAACCCUUUCCAUUUCAGGCCUUGCACACCUGUAAAAAUUACAGGUAGAAAAAUACGGUUUGACUUCUUUUUUUGCUACUUGUUAGAUCCAUUGAAUGUAAUUAAUUAUUACAAAUUAAGCACAAUUUGUCAAAUUCCUUGCCAUGCGCCUGUUUUUUCUUUUUCUUUUCUUAGAGACAUUCCUGUCACACAGUGAAGCUGGAUCGAAGUUUUACAAACCGAGCUGUAUAUAUACGGAGCGUAUAUUUUUAAUCUUGUACUGUAAAUUAUUUGAUAGAGCACAUGGUGAGAUAUAUGGCUUCAGUUUAUUUUGUUUAUUAAAGCUACCUCCUAAAACUUUAAUGGCUGCCAGUAGCACCAUCAAAUGGUUUAUAUACAUUUUUGCAUUGUAAAUAAACUCUGUUGUACAUUGUCACUGUAAUUAAACAAAGUUGUUGUAUAUCAAUCGUGGGAGGGAUUUAUACUCUGUAUAUUGUAAUUUUUUUAUAUGACAGAAUAUUAACAAGUAAAGAAUUUGCCUUUUUGUGUAUUUUAAGUUUUUGUUUGAAUUCACCAACGCACUCCUUUGGACACUAACCUACAGAUACUAGAACAGGAUUAUCGAUUGAAAUGAAUUAUAAUGCAAAUUAUAGAUAACGAGACUGUGUGGCUAUAGAGAAGUUGGAAAAACAAACAUUCAACCAGGUGCAUGUAUACGGCUGAAGGAUCCAGUCAUAAACUAAUGGAUUAGUUUUUCUUAAUUGUUUUUCUUUGUUUUUUUAAAAUCUAUUUUCUUUUCAAACUUGAUGAAAUUAUUAUAAUAAUUUUUUUUCAGUUUUGUGGUAACAAAUGUCCUUCAGCCCCUUAAGGAUGGAGUCAAUUGUCCAAGUUCAGAACCAAAAGAAAGCCUGCAAUUUGAG
Molecule: messenger RNA, 81690 nt
Organism: Pelobates cultripes (western spadefoot toad)
Lineage: Eukaryota; Metazoa; Chordata; Amphibia; Anura; Pelobatidae
Source: the annotation of a GenBank genome assembly